GGCUUAUUCCCGAAGUGAAGUUACGCGGAUUGCGUAAUGUAGUUUUGAUACGGGGAUUCAGUGAUGGCUCCGUGCAAUGCCCAACCCGGGGGACCUGCGCAUGAGUAAACCAACAGAAGCCUAGCCGUAGGGUUUUUCUCCCAGGGUUCGAUUCACGAAACGAGUUUACGCAGCAUGCGCGCCGCCCGUGGCGGCCAGUCUCGAGCUCCUUACGUCAAUUACGUAACGUUAGCUCGCCAGAGUGAAACAGCGGAGUAGAGUGCGACGGGAGGCGGCAUGAGAUUUCGGGAGAGUCCGGGGACGCCCUGAAACCAAGGCCCCAGGCGGUGAGAAGUGGAGAGACGAGAAGGUAACGCAAACAUACAUAAACCCUCACCACCCAGUGUGUGCUACACAACUUCACACAACCUGGCAUACAACACGGGGACACAGGGAAUAUACAGAUAUCAAAUACUAACACAGAAACCCGGAUUAACCCACAUAACCAUGAAUACAGGCAGGGAUACAGUGUUUAAUGACAUCACUCUUAAUACAGAGUUCUAGAACACAAUAUGGAGAGCUAGAGACCCCUCAUUCCUAAUACAGGGGUACACCAUAACUCCUAAUACAGGAGUACACCUUAACUCCUAAUAUAGGGGUACACCUUAACUCCUAAUACAGGGGUACACCUUAACUCCUAAUACAGGGGUACACCUUAACUCCUAAUACAGGGGUACACCUUAACUCCUAAUACAAGGGUACACCAUAACUCCUAAUACAGGGGUACACCAUAACUCCUAAUACAGGGGUACACCAUAACUCCUAAUACAGGGGUACACCUUAACUCCUAAUACAGGGGUACACCUUAACUCCUAAUACAGGGGUACACCUUAACUCCUAAUACAGGGGUACACCAUAACUCCUAAUACAGGGGUACACCAUAACUCCUAAUACAGGGGUACACCAUAACUCCUAAUACAGGGGUACACCAUAACUCCUAAUACAGGGGUACACCUUAACUCCUAAUACAGGGGUACACCAUAACUCCUAAUACAGGGGUACACCAUAACUCCUAAUACAGGGGUACACCUUAACUCCUAAUACAGGGGUACACCAUAACUCCUAAUACAGGGGUACACCAUAACUCCUAAUACAGGGGUACACCAUAACUCCUAAUACAGGGGUACACCUUAACUCCUAAUACAGGGGUACACCAUAACUCCUAAUAUUGGGGUACACCAUAACUCCUAAUACAGGGGUACACCAUAACUCCUAAUACAGGGGUACACCAUAACUCCUAAUACAGGGGUACACCAUAACUCCUAAUAUACAUGUAUACCUUAACUCCUUAUAUACAUGUAUACAUUAACUCCUAAUACAGAGGUAUACAUUAACUUCUAAUACAGAGGUAUACAUUAACUUCUAAUAUAGAGGUAUACAUUAACUUCUAAUAUAGAGGAAUACAUUAACUUCUAAUAUAGAGGAAUACAUUAACAUCUUAAAUAGAGAUAUGCUUUAAAUUGUAAUAUAGAGGUAUGCUUUAAAUUGUAAUAUAGAGGUAUGCUUUAACUUCUAAUAUAGAGGUAUACAUUAACUUCUAAUAUAGAGAAGUAGAUUAUAUGAAUAAAAGUAUGUUUAGUGAGUUGAAUAAUAAAUGCUAAACAGCACCAUGUUACAGAUAAUAAAACAAAUAAUGUAUACAUUGCUUUAUAGGGAAAAAAAAUUAAUUAUAGCAAAAUAGUACUUAUAAGCAGAGUACAGUCAGGUAAAAGUAAAGAUGGUGUCUCAGUAGAUUAUGAUAACCUUACAAUCAUGUGCGUUAACAUCACACUUAAUACAGAGUUCAAGAAAACACAGAGACCCUUAUACAGAGGCAAACGUUAACUUCUAAUAUAAAGCAGUAGAUUUAUAUAAAUAAAAAUAAACGCAUGUUUACUGAUUAGAAUAACAAAUUAUAAAAAGCACAGUGCUGCAUGUACAGAGGGCACUUUUAGGCAAUAACACAAAUAUUAAAUGGACACAAUGUUUACAUUGCUAUAUAGGAAAAUCAAAUUAUAGCAAGGUAUUAUUUAUAAAUAGAAUACAGUCUUGUAAAAAUGAAGAUGGUCUCUCAGUAGAUUAUAAUAACCUUACAACCAUGUGUAAAACCAAUAACAAAUAUAGUGAAUAAAUCCCUAAAUUAAUAGGUGCUACUAUCACCUUUGUGGGCCACACAAACCAUAACAAAGUGAAUAAUAACAAAUAGGUGAGAGCACACAAAGUAAGGAAAUACUACCCACACUGCAGUCAAUUAAUCUGGAAAAAAAAACAAAUAAAAAAGACAUAGAGUAGUUUAACCUGAUAAAAUAUAUUUACAGUAGGUGUCAAUCACACUCACAUAGACAGAGCCACUUAGAUAGCUGGCUCAAACUGGAUGCCUUGAAUAUACAAACAGGACCUCCACUGGGAACUUCUUUCUCCUUUUAAAUGUAAAACCUCCAGGAUGCAGAAUUACGAGGGGUAAAAACACUUUAUUCUUCAAAUCUUGAAGUAAAUAAAAACAAAGGUAAAUUUAAAGUCCCAAAACAAGAGUCCAAUCACUUAAGUUUAGACUCUUGUUUUGGGACUUUUAAUUUACCUUUGUUUUUAUUAAAGAUAAACCUGUAGUCGUUUUUUAAAAUAGUAAGUUAAAUAAAGAUUACUUACCUCCUUUCUAGCUCUGGGACUCCUUCGCUUUUCCAGCUCACUCUGCCUUUGGGCAUGCUGACGUCUUCUGAAAUCUCCUCCAAUCUUGGAAUUCUAAUGGAUAUAUGCAUGCGCAGCGAAACGCUUUUCUCCUCCAAUAAAAUGAUACUAUGAGCAGCAUUUGAUUCCAGGAUGAAGUUUUGACUGGUUCUGGAGGAGGAAUCCUCUAGCGGCUGUAGGGAAAAAGCCACUAGUGGUGCUCUUUCCUAAAAAAACAAAAACAAACUGCAAUGUUUUGCAUCGCAGAGCGAAAAUGACCGAAUGACUGCACCCAGACGACUCAAUUAAGAUGACUUUAGUGUCACUUUAAAUAAACACUGUAUCGUUAGCAAUAUACAUUUAUAAUCCUAACACCAUAAUGCACUAGUCUAGGUAAAACAUUCAGUUUGCUUACCUUUCUUCCUUCCUGGCAGCACCGAUCGUCUCGGUUUAACACUAUCUAGUGGUUAUUGGUGUACUACUAGAGGCAGAUUAAAAGGUACACUCCACUGCCCACAUACAAAAUUAAUUUAAAUCACUGUUUAGUAGAUAUAGCACAAAUAUAAACUUGUAUGCAUUUAAUUAUGCAUUUUUUUAGGAGUUGAAUCUAAAAACAGCUUGCAAAACCUCCAGUUCUCUUAUCUGGUGCCUUUGCAGGGCUUCCCCUUCUAACCCCGCCCAUACUUUCUGUGGCUGUCCAAUCACAGUGUUCCCAAUGCAGCUCAAUAAGAAGUCUCUGCAAGGCAGGUGCUCUGGGCAAUUGCUGCCUCUUGGUUUAGCUCCACUGAGCUAACCAAACCAGGAAGUAAAAAGACCGGUUUUCUGCUUGAAAGCCAGGGGGAAUGUAACUAGGUUAAUUUAUAAAAGUGUAAAAUUCUAUCGAAAUUUGAAUUUUUUGGCAAAAUGAAAAGAAAAUAGGACCCGCUCUUCAUUUAAAGCUUUUCAGCAAGCUGAAUUGCUUCAGGAGUCCAGAGUGUUCCUUUAACCUUUUACCAUCCUGCAGAAUGGUAUUGAUUUCAACUGCAGGGUUAAAACAGGGGGGGGCAGAGGGGGGCACAUGGCACAUUAUUGAGAUAGUGUGGUCUGGGUUCCUUCAAGGCACUUGCCCUCUCUCUAUAUUGGCUUCUUUUUUUUUUUUUGUGAUGAAAAUGCCACAUCGAUCAUCUGAUUCUGUCCAUAGCUAAAUACCCAAACAGUUUAUAUAAAUAUCAUGUGCAUGUCUGUGAUUUCUGAAUGUGUCACGCCAAGCUCUUCAUGUUUCAUUGUACUUUUUACCCUCGAGUUUAAUCCUCCAUUUGAAAGGUUACCCCCCAUCCACGGGCUGUGCAUGUGUGGAACCUCGACCUAUUCUGGAUCAUGCGGUUUACCUAGGUGUGCCCCUUGUGUUCAGUGACCCUUUUAUCCAGCAGUGUAGUGACAUUAGGAUGAUCUCUGAUUUGGACACUGUAAGUGUAACUGAGAAAAUUAGUCCUUGACAUACCAGGACAUGUUUAGUUACACGUUCUGGCAUUUAAUCCUAUAACUCUCGCUAUCCAAGUCAGGUGUGCAUAGUCAUCAAGGGCUGUUGACGCAGGACAAAGCUUUUCACAAAGCAAAGCUUGCCUAUAUCUGGAAAUACUUACUGCACCACAGCACUUAUAUCCUUAUAACAUUGUUUUAUUCGUUUUCCUCUAGGAACAUGGUUAUACUGUUGAUUUUUAUUAUUUAUGUAGCACCAACAUAUUUUGUAGCCUUUUCCAGUGGAUAUAUGUGAUCACAAAUUGUCGACAGAGAGAAGAGUUGAAGAGGGCCCUGUUAAACUGAGCUUACAAUCUAGGAAUAAAUUAGGUAAGGAGAGAAAAGGUUGACCGGUAUAAUGACUGUCUUGUUAAUCUUGGGAAAGGGGUGCAUGAUGGAACCGUGGAGAGAGUAAAUUGGACUGGGGAAACACAGGUUAUGUUUGAAGAGCCAGGUGGUCUACAGUAACAAGAGGAGAUACCCAGGAAAGUAAUAUUUCUUGAAAAGAUGGUACUUUGGCUAAAGUCUGAUAGGAGGAGGUAGAGCAUUCCUUUUAAGGGAUUUUUAUGUUUGUAUCCGCAUUCGCAACAGGUUAUUAUGGUGCGACGUGGUUAAUGGGAAUACCAAGGAGGAGUGAUUUGCAAUAAUCAAUGUGUGAACUAAAAGUGCAAGUGGAUGAACAAAGGCCUUAGAAUCACUUGUUAGAUGGGGUGAAUACUUGCAAUGUUUAUAAGAUUUAAGCUACUUGUUUUGACUAGAGGUCAUUCAAUAGAUAUUGUAUUGUAGUUUUAAUCAAUCAUAUUAUUAUUGUUUAUAUAGUGCCUACAAAUUCCGCAGCGCUGUACAAUGAGCGCCUGAUGUCCCAUUUUAGAAUAAUAGCAUGGCAGAACAUUUCCACUCGCCCAUUAGCCACAGCUGAGUGGAAACUCACUCUUCGUCAUAAUGCAGUGGGCCCUCCAGGCUUCCACUGGAGAGUAACUUCUGGUUAGCAAAGUAAAAUAUUUUAUUAAAGGCACUGAAACAAUUAUUUGUGAUAUUUUCUAUUAAAGGACCACUAUAGUGCCAGGAAAACAUACUCGUUUUCCUGGCACUAUAGUGCCCUGAGGGUGCCCCCACCCUCAGGGACCCCCUCCCGCCCGGCUCUGGAAAGGGGAAAGGGGUAAAAAUGUACCUUUUUCCAGCGCUGGGCGGGGAGCUCUCUGCCUCCUCUUUCCUCCCCGUUGGCUGAAUGCGCACGCGCGGCAAGAGCUGCGCGCGCAUUCAGCCGGUCACAUAGGAAAGCAUUCAUAAUGCUUUCCUAUGGACGCUUGCGUGCUCUCACUGUGAAAAUCACAGUGAGAAGCACGCAAGCGCCUCUAGCGGCUGUCAAUGAGACAGCCACUAGAGGAAAUAGGGGAAGGCUUAACCCUUUCAUAAACAUAGCAGUUUCUCUGAAACUGCUAUGUUUAUGAAAAAAUGGGUUAACCCUAGAAGUACCUGGCACCCAGACCACUUCAUUAAGCUGAAGUGGUCUGGGUGCCUAGAGUGGUCCUUUAACCCCUUAAGGACCAAACUUCUGGUAUACAAGGGAAUCAUGACAUAUCACACAUGUCAUGAGUCCUUAAGGGGUUAAGAGUCUUUAAGACAUUUUAUAUCAAAGUUAUCAUUUUUAAAAAUGAACGUGCGCAUCGUAUCUGAUGUCCACAAGCAGGGUUUUAUUUACAAUUCAAUGCUCCGAUGACUGGCAGGCACAAGUAGGCUGGGUUCUAGGAUGGGUCUUAACAUCAGGGGUGAGUGGAGCAAUAGCAACCUCUGUAGUCUUGGAUACCAAUUUUUCUCUUAGUCUAUACAUAAAAUUACUGAAAAGGUAUGUAUUUUGGUUAAGUGUUUAAGAAUGGAUUAGAUCCGUUUUAUGUCAAAAAAUAAAACUAAAAAUCUGGUUUGGAAUAAUUUUGUACUACCUACAAUUUUUUUUAUUUGGGGGGGGGAAGGGUUAAUCGUUUUCUUGAGGUCCCGGAGUAGGUAGUUAAACAUAUUGAUGAUGAUAUAGACAACAGCAUUUGAAAUAAUAAAGUGGACGAUAAGUGGCUCCACAUGACACAGGUUUGAGUAGAUAUUUCAAUAAUUCACUAAAAUUCAAUAGUUUCCUAUAGGAUGCUAUAUGUUUUUAGUGAUCUCAUUGGUACAGACCUCCAAAGAACCCCUAUUUAAAUUCCGCUAUACCUCAUUUUAGCCGUUGUCCAUCUAUUUCUCGGAGCUCCAUAUUGUUGGUGUGUCUGACUGUAUCACAGAGCACCACAGCAAUAAUACUCCCAGUAAUGUGUCUUUUAAAGUACAAUACAUCUUCUGACAUCAGUCGGUGUUACUACUAUAGAGCUAGUAAUUGUAUGUCUAAUAAGCCCAGUGCUUAGCCCCAGCAACUGAUAUUUAGCUACCUCUUUUGCAAAUUUCUUGCCUCUUAUUAACUGUAGGUUCGGGCAAGGUGGGCAGCUAAGUGUGAGAGUAGCAUUUUGGGUAAAGGGUGCCCUCGAAGGUACAUGAGCCUUUAUUUCUAUCUGGAUUAGGGCUACUACUAACUUUCUAUUUACAAAUAUAUAUAUUUUUUUCUCUCCUCUCCACUUUGAAGCCGUUAGCGACUUGAGUAGCAAUCCUAGUAUAAUAUAGGUGUCAGUCUUAACACAUAUACAGCUGCAGUGACUGAAACUACAGUUACCCCUAUAUAUACAUAUAUUUUUUACUUCUAGUACUACCAACUAUAUUGGGUACUAUGAGUAUUAGGUACUUUUGCCCAUCACUACUAUAUAGUGGAAACGUAUCUGUUACAUAUUUUAUUUUAUAUAAUUUUUUCUUUUUUUGUGUAUAUUUUAACCUAUUAUAAUAAAAGUUAAGUCUUAAUAUACACAGUCCGUUCUCACACAGACACUUUUGUGGAGAUAUAUUUUUGUUUUUUGUUUUUUUUCGAGUCCUGUACAGUGUGUUUUAUUUGAGUUCUGUCCUGCCAAACCAAUUUAAUGUUGUGGGUUUAAAUACGGUUUUCUAGGUCAAAGCUGGAAGUAGGGAUUCUUGUUAGGUGGGGUGGGAAGAAAUAAAUGAUGUCAGCAUCUUCGAAACUGCAAAUUAUUGUCAACAAAAUACAGGAAUUGUCCUGCACUCAAUCUUUUCUAGGAGGUCUAGAUUGUCUGACGUUAUGUCUUUCCCCUUCAGUGAGUGUCUUGCUUUGAGAGCACAGGAAGUCAAGCAUAUUUGAGCAGGCUGCUUGCAACUUGCAUGUAGGCAGACAGAUAGCUGUUAGUGUCUCCAGAGACUAAAACAGAAAUGGUGGGAGUAAACAGUGUGUGUGAGUAAAGGGCACAUGCAACGGGCUGGAUUAUAGUAUUCAUUGCUUCUGCAAGGCCUUAUAAACUUACCAUGUUUUCUAAUUUAGAAAUCAAGCUUUUUAAAUAUCUUCCCUUUAUUGAAGACAGCACUUUACAGAGUGGAAAAAUUAGAAUUUUCAAGAAAAAUUUGACAAUGGAUAAAGUUUAUGCAAAUAUUGUUAGGAAGAAGUUGUAAAAGAGAGGGUUUUUAAAGUACAUGGUGCUUAGAGGACCCUGGCUCACUUUCAUGCCUGAGAGUGGCUUAUAUUGAUGGUGAUUUUAGAAAAAGCACUGCUGUUUUAAGAUGGCACGCUUAGGUCCAGGUUGGCAGUCUCAAUUUUGUUCCUAUUGUGUGCACACCUUCCACUCAGUAUGGAAGGCUUACUCACUCCCCUUCCCAUAGUGAGAGAUGAUCCAGGGCAGUCCUGGUAAUACACAGCCUGGUUUAUUAAACUGUGAACUGUACUAUCUAUAGACUGAAAGCAUCUGGAGUAUUACUGGUAUCCGUUUAUUGGGCAGUUAGAGACAUUCUGUGUGUUGAUGGUACCACCUUUUGGGGAUUUAACGGCUUAUCCCGUAAUCUCCUGCUGUACAGAGGACAAUGGGAUAUUUUCACUCCUUAUAAAUCAAAAUGAUAUUCUACAGAUUGGGGAGAAUCACUUUCUGGUGUAGGACGGGGUCUGCCUUUUUUUAAAAUGGCCAAAUAGAAAUAAUUUUGGUUGCCCAAGAGAGUGGUUGGAGUCUUGUCAAGGGAUUGGGCGAUAUUGAGAAUUUUUAUAAAAACUUAAUUUAAUAAGUAUUUUAUUUUUACAAAUCUCUUCAUGAACAUGUUUGCUGUAGCUUAACCCCUUAAGGACACAUGACAUAUGUGACAUGUCAUGAUUCCCUUUUAUUCCAGACGUUUGGUCCUUAAGGGGUUAAUUAGUAGAAACGUACUGGAUAUCGCACUCACCAAAUAACCCAUGUCCCCCGAAGCUAGUGCUGGCCAGGCCUCCCUUUCAAGAUAUGCAGAAUAAAUAACAGUUCAGGAGUAAAAUAGCAGCGUUAUUGGGGCAAAAGCAGCAAUGUUUUGACCCUACCGGGUCUUUAUUAGGCUUGAUAAAGACCCUGCAGGGUCGAAAUUUUGCUGUUUUUGCCCCAAUAAAGCUGCUAUUUCUGUUAUGCCGGAGUGACUGAACCGUUAUAUAUUCUGCUGUUGUUUAAACACCUUUUUUGUAGACGUUUAUUGCUUAUAGGUGAAAAUUACUAUAGUUAACACUUUCAGGACUAAUUUUAUGCAAAUCCAGUGCAGGUUGGUCACCCCAAGUUUACAAAAAACAUGUUUAAAAAAAUCCUAAGGAAUAUAUUUAAGGGUCACUCCUAGCACCACCACAGUAACCCUUUAAGCAUAAACACACAUUUGACCUAUCAAGCUAGUACCUUUUUACUUCUGGCUCAUCCACAAAUAUUCAGAUCUAAUGCCUUUAAAUAAAAUCGUUCUCAAUAUUCCAUACUUUUUGUUCCACCUUUAUAAAGAAGGGACAGAUCACCUUUCAUUUAGAAAUAUUUUAAUAGCCAGAUGUUUGCACAUUUUAAUAGUGUCCUGUUUCUUUAAAAUGCAAGAUUUUUAUAUGCUUGUAUUAAAUAAACAUAAAUGUUUAUUAGAAUGGUCAGAAUAACCUGCACGGGCACCGGUAUCUUAAAUUACUUCUACCCUUACUAUGGAACCCCAAUGGAUCAUGUCCCCAAAACACCUUCACUUACCAAACCACAAUGCUUUCAUUUCACAUUUGGGACUUGGUGAUUUCAAAGUUAAAAUUAGGUUACAGAGUUUUGUCUCUGGCAUCCUUGUCAUCUGUGUAGCCCCAGAGUUCCACUUAUCCUAAUGGUCCCAGAAAGGAGUUUACCUUGUAGCUCAUUUUCUACAUCACAGUAGGAUAUAAUAUUUGAGGCCCUGCAACUGAUACAUCCCUUAGAAUCUACAUAUAUUUCCUUAUCUACUAAUUAAAGCGUCUCAUAUUAUGAUCUGCCUAUUUCCCAUCGGAAACUGAUAACACUCAUAAUCAGUAUAAAUAAAAUCCUAACUCUGUGCUGGGAUUCACCUACUAAAUCUAAACUUCUUUCCAAAUGCUAUGUUCUCAUACAGGGCAAUUACCUCAAAAGGUAUCCUGUCUAUCUCAGUUGGAGAAGGAAGGGGGUUAGAAGACUAACUAAAUGUUAUAACUUAUAAUCACAUAGAGACAUAGAGAAACUCAAUUAUAGAUUGUAUCUCCCACCAGAGAGGAAACACAAACUCUGUCUGAAUUCUUCUCCCUUAUGUUGGUGCUGCCUAUCUUCUGUGGGCACAUUUACCUAUAUUUGGAGGAAUUGUCUAAAAAACAUGCCAUUUCGGAGAGUAGUUUUUCACUUACUACAUCUCCUUUGUGCCACCUCAAUAACCAAGUCCGUAAGCGUAGCAUUGUGGCUCUCCUUUCCAGAUGUCAUUCCCUUUACAUACAAGUCUUGACAAAUGGGUAGAGUAGGAUUUUGGUGGUAAAUUAUUUUAUAUGAAAAAUUAUUCUCCUACAUUGUGUAAUUAAUAUGGUACAUAAAAAUAUUUUAUUCAUGUUUGAAUCAUAACUGCAAAUUCAAAUGGUCCAAUUCUUUACGUUAUCUGGGAAUAAAUAUAAACUUUAACAUUGCAGAGUGGACCGAAGAUAAUUAUACCGUAUUUCUCAGAGAAUUCAGAAAUUCUGAAAUGGUCCAAAUUUCAAAUAUCUUGGCUCGGAAGAAUAAACUUCAUUAGAGCAUAUUUACUUCCAAAAUUAGAGUAUCUAUUUCGCACUAUACCAUUAAGAGUUCCAAGGAAAAUUCCUCAAUUGUUUCAUGGUCUAAUUGUAUCUUAUUUCUGGGGUAAUAAAAAACCUAGGAUUGCUCUUAAAAUUAUGUCAGCUAGAAGAAGGCUUAUCAUUCCCGAACAUUUUUUUACAUCCAUGAUACAGUUAUGUUUUCACACUAUUUAGAAUGGGGAAAUAGUAACUCAAAGUCAAAAGCUUGGUAUGUAUAUGAAAAGACCUUUUGUAAUACCUUUGACCCUUUUGACCUUUUUUGGAUUGAUAAAAAAAAAAAAAAUCUUUAAAAACCUAUCUAUUGAUAACUUAAUCAUUUCCCAAAUUUUUCAAUCCAUAACACCAAUUAAGAAAUACUUUUUUGCACAAAAUCAAAUUUCCUCAAAGGCCCCUCUGGAGAUAUUACAAUUCUUUAUUCAAGAUCUUAAUUUAUCUUUUAGAGAUGGGGUAAAAAUUCUGGACUUGUAUGACCCUUCUGGAAUUAGCAGUUUCCUAAGUAUUAAUGAAAAAAUUGGCCUUGCGGAUACAUUUUUUUUUUUUAACCUAUUUAAGAAUAAAAAACUUUCUCUCCAAAUUAACCAUAAUAAUAGAUUCGUCCUUUGAUAAGAUUAUUUUUGAAAAAUGUUAAAAAUAAAUCUUCAGCAGUUAGAUCUCUGGAGGCAUUAAAGCAAGAGGUAAAAUAUAAUACGAUCUCUAAAUGGGAAAGUGACCUAAGGAAAUCUUUUUCAUGCCAAGAAUGGCAAAAGGCUUUUGAAGCUUUGAGAAAAUCGGUCCAUUGUAUAAAUAUACAAGAAACAUACCUUAAACUUAUCCAUAGAUGGUAUAUGGUUCCUAUGAAAAUAGGCAAAGUCCAAGCUAAUUCCUCAAAUAUCUGCUGGCGAUGUAAUAACUAAAUUGGCUCAUUUAAACAUGUGUGGUGGGAGUGUCUGGGUUUGGACACUCUUAAACUAGCAAUAUCUAAACUAUUUACUGAUUUAAAAUUAAAUAUUACGCUAUCACCAGAAAGAUUUUUAUUCCAUUUAGAUUUACCAAAAAUGAAUAAAUUUUUCUAUUAUUUAUCUAUUCACAUUUUGAUGGCUGCUAAACUGUGUAUUGCUAGAAGAUGGAAACAGGAUAUUUCUCCUUCUAUGACAGAGGUCAAAAUCCAGAUACAGUAUCAAGGCCUAAUGGUAAAGGCGGUAUAUUUUAAGGAUAAUAACAUCAGCUCUUAUAAUAAGAUUUGGGGAAAAUGGUUUGAUUAUCAUAAAGAAUAAAGUAUUCAUGCUUUAAGCAAUAUACUAACCCUGGCAUUGAUGUUUUGGCAAAAUAAACGCUGAUAAUAACACUUCAAAGGUGGCUCUACCUUAUGUCAUUAUUUUAAUUGAAGAGUAACUGACUAUUCCUUCUCCUGCUCCCGAUGACCGACCCAUUAUUUGGUUGUUUUAUUUUGUAAUGUUUCUUUUUAGGUUGUAAGUCUUUGUAUACAUUAUAAUAGAAUAUUAAUAUUCUGUGCUUAAUUCACGACACGACUAUAUAUUUGUAUAAUUUGUAAAAAAUAUAAUCAAAAAAGAAGUAAAAAAUAUAUAUAUAUAUAUUUUAUUCAUACAUUGCAACAAUAAUACAGAUAGAUAUUUUUUUGUGUGUUUAGGACAUUGGUAUGUCACUCCCAUUUAUUCCAUCUCUCCCAUUGAAAUAGGUACUAGAUCUUCUAUGUGCUUAUUUGUCUACCUGUCUGUGUUUCUUUCAGGAGCUCAGGACCAUAUACAGUGACCAAAACAUCUCAUCAACAUGACUUCCUUCACAGAGACUGGUGGAAAUCAAGAACUCUGCUCAAGAGACAUUGUUUCUACUCCAGUUUAUCCUCAGGUCAAUUGAAGACACCCAGUUGGGAGGAGACUGCUCUUCCCUUUCUGUGGGAAGCAAUGUCUUUUCAUUGUUGACGGCUCAAAGUGGCGGGGGUGGGGAGCAGGAGGGGUGGGUGUCUUUCCAGGUUGGCUCCUAUCCCCUGGUAGACACCGUAACCGUGGAGAGGCCCGGUUACCACAAACUGAUGGAUUUUGACCAGAAAGAAGGAAAAGGUGAAUCUGAGGAAGUUGGAAGAAGGAUGUCUAAAGUUGGGGGAGGGGCAGGGAGGGGUAACCGGAACACUGGGGCCAAUUCCGGGGUCUUAAUGGUUGGACCAAACUUCCGGGUAGGAAAGAAGAUUGGGUGUGGGAACUUUGGAGAGCUACGUCUUGGUGAGUGCACACGUCUUAAUAUUUUUAUGAAACUAAUUUUAUUUCAUGUUUUGCAUAGAAAUGUUAAAAUCUUAACCAGCAUUUAACUAUUUGGACCUGGAGUCAAACACAUCUGUCUGCUUAUUAGUUUUGGUUUCCCCCCCUGUUAUUUUGACUCUGACAAUGUGUUUGGUUUUUUAUAAAGCUUUGAUUUCAUUUUAUCGGCUAAAACAGUCAACUCUCAGACUCAAAAAAAAAAGAGGUUGGCUGCAUUAGAACUAUUGUCCAUAAAAAUGUGUUUUGGAAGUACAUUAAUUGACCUUUUUAAUGAGUUUCCCUGGCAAUAUAAAAUAUAUAUAUAUCUUUUUUAAUAAAAGUCUGCAGGGUGGUCACUAUGCAUUUCCAUUUUAGUACAAGUCAGAGUUUUAAUUCUCUCACAUGCCCCCAAGUGGUGGGAUAUCUGCUAAACAGCAAGCAGCCAGUGUCUGCUCACUGUAAUAAAAACCAAGAGAAUGGGCCGCUAUUGCUGCACAGUUGCUAGCAAUGAAGGCAUGUCUCCCCUGUGCCACUACCCAUGGGAGCUUUAUUCUGUGCGUGAAGGUUAAUGGACUUUAUGAUUUGCAUCUGUGAUACCUGCAGAUCAUUUUCUGUGCUUCCUCCAGUCUCCUUGCUUAAGUCAUUGUCUAGGAACUGCCAGAUUGUGAAGGAGCACUGACAGUGAUUUUCAAACACACUAGAACCCUUACCAUAGGCUAUAGAAUUGCCGUGGCAACACUUCAGUCAUGUGUCUUAUUCUCCUUAUAGCGACACUAUACUUACCAGAACAACUACAGCUUAAUGUAGUUGUUCUGGUGACUAUAGUCAGUCCCUGCAGGCUUUUUGUGGUAAACACUGCCUUUUCAGAGGACUACUGAACAUUACUGCGUAGGAACACCUCUAGUGGCCACUCCUCAGAUGGCCACUAGAGGUACUUACUUGGUCUGCAGCACUGAAGAUGUUGAUAGGCUAGGCAUUUGACCCCUCCUCGUCUGAAAUCAUCCUAUGGGAAAGCAUUGUAAUUGGCUAAGAUCAUCAGUUCAAGGAAGUGGAUCGGGGUGAGGCCAGCAAAUAUGGACCCGCUCGGAGCUAGGAACAGGGUAAGUUUUCUUAUUAUUUAAGGGAGGCUAGGAAUCCUACAUGUGUUUUCAACUCUUGAGGUCGGGAAUACACAUUUGUGUUCCUUUAAGUUUGCACCAGCCUUUUAUUAGAGGAUGCAUCUACUUAUAUUGAGAUUGUUUGCCCAACUAACUUGAAUAGGCAUUAGAAGCAAUACACAGGAUAUUGUAUUGUUUAUGAUAAAAGGAAUCUUUAAAUGCAUCCUCCCUUGACAAUCCACUUUUUGCUUCUUUACUAUUUGUCUGGGGCUGUUACUGGGGCUUUCAGUGUCAGUAAUUCAUCUUUCCUUUACUAUUAUACUUGGAGUCAGUGUAUUUGUUUAUCUAUGCUAGUGGAUGGGCAUAGUUAAAUGGGAAUGGGUAAAAUCACUUCAAAUGAUGUUUCACACGGUGACUGAGAACUUGCAUAUUUCAUUGUCAAUCAUUUAUUUAUUUUAUUUUUCUUAGGAAAAAACUUGUACACCAAUGAAUAUGUAGCUAUCAAGCUGGUAAGUGUCAUUGCAUAUACUGUCCGUGUGCAUCUCUAUACACACUUUUUUUUCCCUCCCAAAAUAAAGUGUUUAGACGAGUAUGGAGCAAGCUAAAGUUAAAUGUGACCUUCAUGUACCCGAAUUAUUAUUUUUAAAGGAACAUUCCAGACCCCUGAAGCACUUUAGUUUGCUGAAAAGCUUUGUGUGAAGAGUGUAAACAGAUUUCAAAAAAAUGUACACUCCUCUAAAUUAACCUGGUUCACACCCUGGCUGUCAAUUCCUGGUUUGGUUAGCUCUGUGGAGCUAAACGCAAGAGGCAGCAAUUGCCCAGAGCACCUGCCUUGCAAAGACUUCUCAUUAAGCUGCAUUGGGAAGCCUGUGAUUUGUAUGGGCGGAGUUAUAAGGUUUUUUGUUUUUUUGUUUUUCAAACUGUUUUCUUAUAUAACACCAAUGAAAAAAUAUAUAAUUAAAUUCAUGCAAGUUUUCAUUUGGAGUAUAUCUACUAAACAGUGAUUUUUAUUUAUUUUGUGUUUGGGCAGUGGAGUAUCUCUUUGUUACACUGUCAUAACAUUUCUGUCUUCAUGUUUAAAGAGUUACCAAGCACUAUUACCACUUCAGUGACUGGAAGUGGUCAUGGUGCCUGGAGUCUGUAUGUGCAGAAUUUUGUUUUAAAACACUGCACAUACGGAGAUUAACCAUUCUGUUGACUGAAUUGUAAUUUCAACUUUGGCAGCAUCAUUGGGGGAGUCAUUACUCUGUCCAGAACAAGCGUUUGGGCUGGCUAAUAUAAAUUCUAUGCAAAACUGGGCCCUGGCGCGAGCAUGCUGGCACCAGGUAGCCAAUGGCAACAUGGCUUCCCCCUCUGUGCUUCCCCCCUUUAAUCUACCCUCCUUCUGGGAGGGGGAGUAAUAUUAGUAAAGGAAGAUUAGUCUCAGGGGAGAACUUGGCCUCAGCGUGGGAUUUCGUUUAAUUUUUUUAGGGAGGGGGAGGGGGGUUGUUUCCUCUAUUUAUCGCAUUUCUAGCAAAACCGUGCCUUUUUAGUGUCCCAAAUCCAGAGGAGCAGUUGUUAUGCGAGAUCCAUAUAGAUUGAUUUUUUUUUUUUUUUUUCUUCUGAUGUUGCGAUCCUGGUAAUCAAAAUGUAGCAAAAACUUGUCAUUAAACAUGCGCCCUGGAAACCUGAUCCAGACCUCUUUGAGGUUGAAAUUUUGACAGAUCUUAUGAUUAGAAUAAAAAAUAGCCACAAGUGUGUUUUGCAGUUGCAGAGUAUUUAUUCUAUCACAAAUCUCAUCUGGUACUGGAUUCAACAAGGUGCAGGAAAUGUUCUUCCAUAAUGCUGCACAGUCUGAGACUUGGGGGCUGUGUUGUCAAUCAGAGUAAUUAAAAGUCACUUCUAUGUUUGUGAAACAAUGUGUGUUUUGUGUCAUGCAUCACUGUACUGCUGUAUGUAUCCAUUCAAUUCUAGUUACAAAGUGGCCACGAUGGGAUGCAGUGGUAUUAGGAAUUCAUAUUUAUGCCAAGAAAAUAUUCUCCACAUCAAUGCACCAUGAUCACCAGCCUGUACCAUUCACACUAUGCCAAAAUCUACAUUAAGCUGUAGUUGUUCUGGUGUAGUGUCCCUUUAAGAUUCCAGUAGGUGCACUUUCUGAAGCAUGCUUGAAGCACCACAUCACGUGGUAUGAAGUGCAGCGGUCUGGAGCUGUGAUUCUUUCAUUAUCAAUCGCUGCUCAGCUCUUAGCGACUUACACUAGUAAAGCUGGACGCCAUGAUCAAAUGUUAUGAUUCACAGCAGUGUGAGCCCCUGGCAGUUGUGCAGUGGUUUGUAAUGAAAGAAGUACAGCUCUAGAUGCCUGCACUCAUAGAAGACCAGGAAGGGAGUCUUAAAAUGUUUAUAUAUAUAUAUAAUAUUUUUUUUUUUAUAUAUCUAUCAAACUGAAUGUGGGCUUGGCUUAAUAUUUCAAGUCCUAUGCAACUAGCCAGGCCUUAAAAUUGACUUGCCACUGCAAGCAUGGAGAGUCCAUGGCAUAUUCACCAAGGGUGACUUUCUUCUCACCAGGACUAAAUUUACACUCACCAAAGGCUAGCGGUGAGUGGAAACUUUGAGCCCUGAUGUGGGUGUAUGUGAGAUGGAGGGGAAAUAAGAACAGUGACAUGACUGACAUCCCACUAUCAAUGUGGAGGAGUUUAAGAGAUGACCUGUCUAAAUCCCACCAAAUUUGCAGGCAGAUUGCAUUCACACAUAUGUAUACAAUGCCCUUUUACACACAUGUGUAGAAUACCCAUUUAUUGAUACGCACUGACCCUAUUUUUACACACUUAUGAACACUCCAUGCAGUUUGUAUGCAUUUAUGUGGGCGAGUAACUUUUAGGCCCAGCUAGUGAUUAGAGCUUGACAUUUUGAGGGAGACAUUUGGCAUAUACUAUAAGACCGAAGCUUGAGUGAAUUAUGGAUAGCUAAGCUUAUUUUCUCCUACGUGUGCUCUUCAGCGUAGUUUACCUUUUUUUUUUAAAGUGUAUAUAUAAAUGUAUAUAUUUUUUUUAGGUUAGGUACAGUAACAUAUAUGUAUAACAUGCACACACAAAGACAUACACAAUGUGUCAGAGAUAAUUGGAAGUCCUCCCUUCCUCCCUCCUCCCGCCAUGACUUGGAGGUUUGCUGAGAAGAGAGAGAGGGUGCAAGAUUGUUUCUAUGUACUUAUAAUUCUCUUGCUUUCCCUCAGGAGCCAAUCAAAUCAAGAGCACCGCAGCUGCACCUGGAGUACCGCUUCUAUAAGCAGCUUGGGAAUUCAGGUGAGAUUCCAUGGAGAUGUUUAGAUGUAGAAGCCACAUCAUGCAGGAUGCAUUUUGUAACAUUCCUGUGAAACACUGCAUUCAUCUGUCUCACAUACCAUCUAACAUUCCUUAUCUCUCCUAACUAAUUUUAUCUUCCUGCACUGAUUUGCAUGUCUUUUUUGUUUAGAUGCUCCUCUGCCUUUGCUGAUUUUUUUUCUCUCUCUCUCUCUCUCUUCCUUCCUUCCAGUCUCCUUCUGAGCAGUCCUUGCAUGGCACUCCUCUCAGCCUACUGUGUGCCGAACCAUCUUUCUCUCUAGGGUCUUUAUUUCCUAUUCCUUUAUUUUUCCUCCCCACCCAAAAUCCCUCCCGGCAUUAUUUACAUCCUUUCUUAAUAUGUUUCUUGUGUGUCUUGCUUUGACCCUUCACCCCUACUUAAAGGAAAGUGAGUUUAACUAAUACGACCUCAGAUCGUGAAAAUAAAAAGAUAAAAUUGUAGCUCUGGUUAGAAAAAAAAAUAUAUAUAUUUCUGUUCAGUGCAAAUCCAAAUCAGUACUGUAAGAUAAUACACUUGGAGUUAAAGACGGAAGUGAUAAACUACUGCAAUAAUUCAACAGUGAGCAGAGACAAGUUUGCUGUUACAAGAAUCAAGCUCACAUGACAUUAUGAUACAUGAUGUGUCUAAUUCUAGUCAGAGAAUAGCACAGGGAUUCCUAGAGCAUGUAGUAUUUGCAUAUUUAUAUUGAGACACUAAGGUUGUGUUAAAGGGACCGUCUAAGCAGAAUACCUACCGCAGCUGAGAUUCUUAGUAUAUCACUGGCAUCCAUAUAUUAAUGAGACUGAUAUUCCUAAUGCCUGCUCAUUAGGAAUAUGGUGAGUGAGGGGAGCCUCAACCGCUCAAAGAGUUUGUCCAGAAGACCGUGCCGUUGGCCUAUUAACACCUAAAAUGUUUUCACUGUUUACAGUGGGAGGAGGCUAGGACACUCCUGGCAAUAUAAACUCUACACUGACCUCUAGUGGUCAUGGUGAUUGGAGUUACUCCAACUAUCAUAGCCACUGCAGCCUCUUGUAGUGGUUAUGAUGUGUCGUUCCCCGUUAAUGGGACAAAUAUUUUUAGAACAAUUUGCCCUGUUACCUGGUCCUGCUGGGUAACUGGUCUCCUCUGAAGCAGGUUUUACAAUGGAUGCCGAUCCUGCCACUUCACAGGCUGAGCGCAUUGGGAUUUGCACAGAAUUUUAAUUGGUCAGUCUGGAACUCUUGGGUCGGCCUGGUUGAUGACACCACAACAACAUUGUUGGAAGGGGAGUUACAACUCUGACAGCAAAGGGGUUAAACUUUGUAUAUGCAGUGUUUUAUCAAAGUGAAACGUUUCCACAUACAGACUCCAGGACCAUGACCACUUCAAAUCACUGAAAUUAUCAUAGUGCCUGGAGUAACCCUUGAACCACAACUCAUUGAAAUAUUUGAUGUGCAGUGUCUUCGGAAAAUAGAGCUACAAGUGAUGAUAUCUUCUACAUUGUAACUUAAUCUGCUCAUUGCACAUGACCGAUGGAUACAUUGAGUUCUUGGUCAACUUAAAUAUCUCCGAUUAACUAUUUGCAACCUCUUUUCCCUGACGUCUUAAAUAUUUCCACAUCCUCCUUUCAAUUCACCCUUUUUUAUGUUUGUUUCAGAGGGUCUUCCUCAGGUGUAUUACUUUGGACCCUGUGGAAAAUACAAUGCUAUGGUUCUGGAGCUGCUCGGGCCCAGUCUGGAGGAUUUGUUUGACCUCUGUGACAGAACAUUCACCCUUAAAACCGUGCUGAUGAUAGCAGUCCAGUUAGUGAGUACCUUGGAUUUAAACAGAACCAUUUAUUAUAUAUAUUAUAUUAUUAUAUAACUAUAUAAUGUUUUUUUGCUGAUUGCUCUGCUCUUAAAAUUGUGCAACAUUAAAUUAUCCCACAGUGUCAUGUUGGCACAGGUGCCUAUUCCAUUAAUGUACUAAAUUACUCAUUUUCUAAAGUAACAAAAAGGCUUUGACAUUUUUUGGAUCGUGAUUUAGAAAACGCACAGUACCAGUAAAAAAACAGAAAAUAUUAUCAGUCAGACUCUGGAUGGUAUGUUGCCGAUUUAUUUGUUUUAACUGACAUUAUUUUAACUAUAUCUAUCUGUGUGCAUUCCUCCCCAAUGAAAUAAAAGUAUUUUUUUGUGCUAAAUACUGAACUGGGGAGAUUAAAUCCCAAAAAUAACCUGUGAUCUGUAGUAUAAAUAAUUACUACAGUGCAGUAUCUAAUGAACAUAACCAUUAUGUUUAAAAUAUAUACUUUGGUUUUAUUCCUUUCCUCAGCCUCUCUUGAUUACAUAAUUGUAAAAGAAUUCAAUGACAAGGGUCACUGAACAUCCAACAGGCACCAGCCUGUGCAUAUCGAGCUUUUUGACGGUGUUCCAAACAGUGAGACGAGCCUAUUGCUGUCUGUAGAAUGCUCAAGAAACACAACAGUUACAACUGGAGGCAGGAUACUUUGUAUAAUAAAAUAUACAAUAUUGGUUAUACUGAAUUAUUGUGCCCAUUAGAAGCAUGCGUAUAUUUUUUUCUUUUAAUAUAACAGUAUAUUAAAAGUUAAUUUUAAUAAUCCUUCCCCUUAAAAAGUUUGUAGGAUUAAAGGGAAAUUUUCAGCGCCAUAAUCCAGAACGCACUGUAUUAAUUAUGGUGGUAUUCUGUCAAAUCAUUUAUGAACUGUUUCACGCUCGCUUUGCUGUGUCAGGUGCCUCUGGUCCUUCCAGUCUGAGUUGCUAUGACAAAAAGGAUGCUCGUUUCUCUCAUAUGUGUCUUUUCCGAUCACUGAUCUUUACACGUACUUUAUAUAAUCAAAGUAUGUUUAACCAAUGUAAUGUGUGUUUAUACAGAUCUCACGUAUGGAGUAUGUGCACACAAAGAGCCUGAUAUACCGGGAUGUGAAGCCAGAAAACUUCUUGCUUGGUCGUCCUGGAAGCAGACGUCAAAAAAUAAUCCACAUUAUUGACUUUGGUCUGGCCAAAGAGUAUUGGGACCCAGAAACCAAAAAACAUAUUCCAUACAGAGAACAUAAAAGCUUGACUGGAACUGCAAGAUAUAUGAGUAUCAACACUCACCUGGGAAAAGGUAAGACAUUAACUAGGAUAUAGCAAAGAUAUGUUCAGUGCGAAUACAAAAUAAUUUUUGACGAAAUUUACAAAUGUCCUUAAAUCUGUACUGUCAUGCCAAGCUUACCUUUCUCAUGUUGUUUCCCCUCUCAGAAUCUGUUCUUUCCUGAUUUAGUUUUCUUUAAAACAUAAGACAAAAUAUUUGUCUUAUGUAUUUUUCCUACGCCUGACAUUCUAUGGCACAAGGAGAAGCUUAAAUCUGCUCUAUUUCCUGUGUCAAGGAGUAGGGUGAGUAUUGUGGAAAAACUUUCAUUGACACAUGAAAUGGAGCUGACUUAAGCUCUUCCUUGGGGCAAAGAAAGUCAGAUAUAGGAAAAAUACAUUAAAGUAGUCCCUAUUUUGUCUCAUGUUUUUAAAGAAAACUAGAUCAUAAAUAAAGAGAAGAAAAACAGAUUCUGAGAGAGGAAGACUAUAGAAGAAAGGUACGUUCAGUGUCACAGUGCCGCUUUAACCCUGGGAAUCCUUGAAAAUGAAAACCCAUUCUUAAGAUAACAAAGAUAUUGCAAAGAUCCAUAAAGCAAGACUGCCACCCACUCCGCCCUAUCCAAAAUUCCAACACAGUCAAAAGAUAUACAGAGACAAAGUAGGGACAGAUUAACAUUAUGGCAUUUUGCCUUUUAACCAACCAAUGAACUAUACAUGCAAAUACAAGUUGGGAACCCAAGAUCAAAAAAUAGAUGGGCUUAAACUGAAGUUGUGAAGUAGAAUGUUCAAAAGAGAUGAUGGAGAGAUGUAAAAUUUAAUUGUACCUUGUAAUGAAUGGUACCCAAGACCCAGAGAAGGUUUCUGUGGCGAAAAGAACCUCGCCACUGGGUUUUGGAGGGGCCUGUUUGCUUGCCUUUUGCCUCAGGAUUAUGGCCCUGUGGUGUACGGCCCUUUAAAACUCUUAUUGGGGCAUAUGGAGACUUUUGGGAACAAUGCUCCUUUAAAACUGUGUCCCCAGACUGUGCAAGUACUUUGUUCAUGCUUUGUUACUAUGGGGUUCGGUAAAUGGAAUUUACCGAACGAACAGCCGGACCACCUGCAUGUGGAGUGUGCAGGCAAUUUACCUCCCAGAAGCUGUGGUUCGUAUAGUCGAACACGUGGCGGCAGCCAUCUUGUUUUGUCGAAUGCGGUCAGUGGUGUUUUGCCGUCGAACUCAUGGAACUGAAAUCUGCUACACGAUGGCGCGAACACCGGUGAACCUUACCUUCUUUGGAACUUCGGCGGGAUUGGAACGGCGUUCGACAAUUCGAAAACCACUUUUUACAUUGGCUAUUUGCACGAACUGCCCCAUUCGUGCAUUCGAAAGACAUUUGAACAUUAUGUGAACUAUGGGGAAUAGACCGGCUGAACAGCCCAAAUCUGUGGAACCGUUUUGGGCAGGAAAGCCAUGCUGCGGUCGGUCAUAUAUGGCUUCCAGCUAACUUUUGAACCCCUGAAACGAUUGCCCUGAUUUUCGAAUAUGUUGUUCCCCCAAGUAUGCUUGUUCUGAAAAUGUAUGUUUUAUGUGACUUGCAUGUAUAGCUUUAAAGUUAUGAAUAUUGUGUAAAACUGUAUAUUUUCUGCCUGUGAUAAUUAAAGGGACUCUCCUGUGCCAGGAAAACAGGAUGCAUUUUCCUGGCACUGCAGGUCCCCUCUCCCUCCCACCACCCAUCCCCGGUUGCUGAAGGGGUGAAAAAACCUUCCAGUGACUUACCUGAGACCACCGCCGGCUGAGGAGACCUAAUGAGCAUGCGUGGCGCAGUAGAGCUCUCCAUAGGAAAUGGGGAAUUGAGCGAUAUUGGAGGUCCACAGAAAACCUGUGCUAUGAAGCAGGAGGUGCCCUCUAGUGGCUGUCUAGUAGACACCACUAGAGGAGGAGUUAACUUUGCAAGGUAAUUAUUGCAGUUUAUGUAAACUGCAAUAAUUACAGUUGCAGGGUUAAAGGUAGUGGGAGUUGGCACCCAGACCACUCCAAUGGGCAGAAGUGGUCUGGGUGCUUGGAGUGUCCCUUUAAGUUAGCCCAUUGUGUUUAGUAAUUCUAUCACAGGCAAAAGGGAGGGUUUGUGUGCCUUGACUGGGACUGUCUGAAUGUAUUGUAAUGUGUUUGAGUGGCUGUUCCUCAAGCCCAUGUGGGUGGUAACCUUGUGGGAAAAGUUGCAUAUAAGACAAUAAACCCUCAGACUGCUGAGAUUCCUGCUUGACUCUCAAUACAGAGCCUCGUCUCGUACUUGGGGGGGAUUAUUCGUGUGUUUUCCUAUUUGGUGCUUAGAAGUGUUCGGUAGCUGACCUUGUAUUCGGGAAGGGAACAUCUUUGGCGGUGUUAACCCCUUCUAUACCGGGGGUGCCGUUACAGUUCCCAAGUCACUAUUCUUUUUUUUUGUGCACUGUACUGACACUGUUUCUUUCAGAAUGCAACGCUGGUCCAUUUUGUCUGUUUUGACAACUUAGGAGAAAAGACUUGGCAUUUCAUGCUAGCCAUUGUAUAAAGUUAUUAUAGGCAGUUGGUUUUUAUUGUUAAUCUCUAUAUUGAUGGAAUUAAUCUGCAAAUGUGCUGUGAUGCCAUUGCUUACUGCGAUUCAGCCAAGUGCAUUAUGGGAGCACAGUAAGUUUCUGCGCUACCCACUUCAUUUUACAUUUAUUCUUUGUAUCCGUACUAAGAACCUGACCAAAAUUCUAGAUCCUUCUUUGUUUCUGCAGGCAGUAUUAAAACACCGGAAGAUUUACAGAGUGCAAGGGAAAUGGCACAGCCUACUUCAACAGUUUUUAGAAAAGAAAAAGAAUUCAGAAAAGGCUCAGUUUUCCCGUACUUUUUAAAUUAUAUAAUAGCAAAACUAUACAAGUGCUAAAAUAUUACUAGCACAGUAAACACAAUAUUAUAUUGCCUCUCCGGAAUAUUGUCACUUCACAUAUUUUUGUUUUGUCGAUCGUUCCAUUGUAUGGCUUAAAAGACAGAUUUCAGUGUAACCUGUUAUUUUAUUAUUAUUAUUAUUAUUAUUGCCAUUUAUAUAGCGCCAACAUAUUUUGUAGCGCUUACAAUAUUAUGAGAGGGGGAUUUACCUAUAAAUAGGACAAUUACAAAAAACUUACGGGAACAAUAGGUUGAAGAGGACCCUGCUCAAUCGAGCUUACAUAAAACACAUUAGGACAGGAAUUUGCAGUCAAACAAGGUGGGCUGUAGGAGAGAGCAAGAGACUUUAGGAGAGAGCAAGAGACAGGUAUGUGAGGUAGAGGUUACUCUGGGAGGCCAUAAGCUUUCCUAAAGAGAUGGGUUUUAAGGCACUUCUUAAAAGAUGCAAGACUAGGGGAGAGUCUGAUGGCAGUAGGCAGGCUAUUCCAUAGGAAGGGAGCCACCCGUGAGAAGUCCUGCAAGCGUGAGUUGGCCGUACGGGUGCGGACAAUGGACAGGAGGUGGUCAUGGGCAGAACGGAGAGACCGAGAAGGGACAUACCUAUGGAUCUGUGAAGAGAUAUAAGAGGGGCUAGAGUUGUUCAGUGCUUUACAGGUGUGAAUUAGUACCUUGAAUUGACUCCUAUAGCAUACAGGAAGCCAAUCUAAGGGCUGGCAGAGGGGUGAGGUGUGAGAGAACCGACUAGAGAGGAAUAUCAGUCUGGCAGCAGCGUUCAUUAUGGACUGUAGCUGUGCAGUACGGCUUUUGGGAAGACCAAUCAGGAGAGGGUUACAAUAAUCCAUGCAGGAAAUUACUAGAGCAUGGACAAGCUCCUUGGUAGCAUCUUGCGUAAGAAAGGGGCGGAUGCGAGCUAUGUUUUUAAGAUGGAAUCUACAGGACUUUGCAACAUGCUGGAUGUGAGGCCAGAAUAAAGUAUGACGCCAAGACAGCGCGCUUGCAAGGAUGGACUGAUGUGGGUACCACAAACCUGAAGGGAGAGCGAAAGAGGAGGAUCAGUAUUAGGAGGAGGAAAGACAAGGAGCUCAGUUUUAGAGAAAUUGAGUUUCAGGAAGCAGGAGGACAUCUAGUCAGAGAUGGAAGAAAGACAAGCAGUGACACGUUGCAGGAUAGCAGGGUAGAGGUCCGGGGAGGAGAGAUAUAACUGGGUGCCAUCAGUGUACAGGUGGUAGUGGAAUCCAAAAGAGGUAAUAAGUUUGCUAAGAGAGGCAGUAUUUGUUAUCUUUAUUUUCCUGUUUUCAGAGCAAAGCCGGAGGGAUGAUCUAGAAGCAUUGGGCCACAUGUUCAUGUAUUUUCUUCGUGGAAGUCUGCCAUGGCAAGGUCUUAAGGUAAAGAAACUUUGUAUCAGAACUUUCCUUUCUUCAACCUCAUGUCAUGUUACGAAAACAGAUCAUUUAGAACUUUGCUUUAAAAUUUAAGUGGGUUCUGUUGUACGAGGAUCAAGAUGUAAACAUCAUAGAAAAUCAACAAUUCCAAAAAAAAAUAAGAUGACACGGUUAUUGGCAAAUUGGUCUUUUACUUGUGGUAGUAACUCAAAAUAUAGGAAAUAACAAGGAAGUAGAGUAGAAAGCACAAGUCCAGACGAAAGAGAUGAAAUAUGUACUUAAAACAACUAAUUCAACCACCAAACAAUAAAACGAGGUAUAUUAAAGUAAUGAUAAAAUCAUAACUUAGAAUUAUCUACUAACAAAGGUAUAAGGAAGAAUGGGUUUCCUAGGUUUUGUGAUGGGAUGGUUAAUCCACACCUUCUCCCUUCACUUGAGUUGUUGCAUUCUCCAAGGUUACUACUUGUGUUUAGAUUACCAUUUUGGUUUAUGUAUUCGUUUAUUCUUUAUUUAUUUUUUUCCCUUUGUUACCAAGCAUAUUUCCUUUAGGCUAUUUUGUCAUUAAGAGAGUAUUAAUAAUUUUUCUAUCAGUCAAACUUCUUAACUUUUUCUACAACCAACUGUAUAUGCAAAUAUUGACUUUUUCUCCGCCUGACUUUUAGCUUCCUGUUUCAGGAUGUGGAAUAUGGUAUAGCAAACCUUCUCUCCGUGGCACAGUUAUUGUAAACAUUCAAGCAGUAAAACACAGGAUAUGCAUUUAGGAAAAACAUCUUACAUUCAGUUAUCGGUUAGGUUCAGUUCAGUGUGAAUGGAGAGACGUUUGCCAAUACUAUUGAUGAGGAAUUUUUUUUUUGUGGGAUUUAUUCACUAAAUAUCAAGUGUAGUCUGCAUGUAUAUCUCUAAAUAGUAAAAUACCUGAACACAAUUUCCAUGUGUGCUCUUCAAAUAGAAAUCCAACUCUCUUCUUAGAAAAGAUGGCAACGCCUAAUCGAUUUUAUUGUUUUUUUCUAUCCCUUAGGCUGACACGUUGAAAGAAAGGUAUCAGAAAAUAGGUGACACAAAAAGAUCCACUCCUGUGGAGGUCCUUUGUGAUAAUUUUCCAGGUUGGAAUCUUUAUACCUAGAUAUUAUUUGUUUUAAAUCUGUUUUUAUUGAGGUCAACACAAUAAGCAGCUUUCCCGCGCAGGGGAUAAAGCGUAAACAAUGCAUUUGUUAUGGAAAAACAUGAGUAGUUAUGUGUACAAGUUUAUCAUAGCAUGUUAUAGCCCUAUAAUGUGGUACACUUUAAAUAUGUUUUUGGUUUUUUUUUCCCCCCUGCAUCGGCUGAGUUCAAGAGGGGGCCUCAUAUGUCACUAUGCGGUCAAAUUGUGUCUAACUAAGCAUGUGGUAAAGCUUUCAGUAUAUGUAACCCUAUAUGUAAUUAAGUACACUUUGCCUUUCUAUCAUAAGUUUAAUAUGGGUCAGAAGAUAGAUAACUAACUACAGCAUCGUACCAGAUAGCCUCUGGGUACUAUAGGGCACCGAUGUCGUAUGUGCUUGCCCCUUGUGACAUCCUAUGGACAAUUCCAAUAUAAGUUGUACCACAUGCCAUAUUUGCAUUUGGUUUGCCAGUAAGUUGAUUACUAUGGCUAACAUGCAGCCUAUGUCCGCUGAAGCCAUGUAGCGUGGAGAACAUAUUCUGGUUUGAGUUGCGGUACACACAUUUACAUAAUCAACAUAUGCAUUAGGAACUGUAGGUAAUUAUGCAGCGAGUGGAUGAGGGCGACGUGUUACCUUGUGGAUUUAUAACCCAAGUGAUUAGGUACAGAGACCUAUCAUGUGAUGUGUUCAAAUAGCGCUUAGUCUAUUGUGACUCUAACUUGGAUAUUAGGAAUGCCUCUAAUAUAAGCAUUAAUAGUUAACGAGCCCGUAAAGAAAUGUAGUGUUGCUAUAAGAAGGCAUUUGGAGGAAGUGUUGUUUAACUAAACUAUCUAAGAAAAUAAAAAAAAAAUAAAAAAAAAAGGAGGAUUUUCCGAAUGCUUGCUGCCAUUCUGAGAAAGGUUAUGUAUGCAAUUAUUUACUCCCCUAGACUGUAGCUCGUAGGUACUGCAGCAUAAACAGCGUUUCCACGCCUAUUACAAUAUGUUAAGUAAGCAUCAUAAGGCUUUGAUAGGUCAUAGCCGUUUGUCUCUUAACUGCGUCUAAUGAAUUAUGGCAUAGGCCUGCAACAACAAUGAAUGCAAAAGAAAUGAAAAUCAAUUGUAAGAACUAUAACAUGAGAGGCUAGUAGUAAUAUGCAAUGUAAGUGCAAUGUAAGUGAAGGAAUGAAUAAACAGGCGAUUGCAAUUUCAAUGGAGAUAUUCAUCACAUAACGUGCAAUCUGAUGUAGACAGUGGUUAGUUAUGCAAUGCAGGUAAUUGAAGGCAAACAAGGUUUUUAUAACCUGAACCUAGGUUGCAGAUGUGUCAUAGUGCAUUUGCUCCCAACAGUGAUGGGAAAAAGUGAGUCACUUCGUGGGGAGUAGGAACAUGCUGCGCUGUCGUUUCACAUAAUAGGUUAAGGAGAGCGGUGUCGAUUGCACCGUAAGUAAGCUACCUCCGUGGUUGCCCCCAUAGGGCUCCAAGCAUGCAUGUCCUCCAUCGGUCAUCCCUGGGGCUGACCCAUCCCACCGGUUUUGCGUUCUGUGGUGCCGUGGGCACUUAAAGUCCAAAUCUGUCCCCCGGACCUCCCACACCAAGAGUCCAGGUUCUGACCGUCUCCUGCACCUCCCCAGCACCACUUCAGCCUCUGUGAAGCACUUGGACCCUCAUGUCCCACCUGGCGCCGGCCACAUACUUAGGACUGGGGCACCUUCCUCACGGCCACCGGUACACCGGAAAGGUCUGUGCGUUCCCGUCCCACAGGACUCACUGCGGCAGGGACAAUCUCCCCUGGGCCACCCCCGAAACCCAAAGGCAGGGACUGGUACUUCUCCAGGGGGCAGGCCACCCAGGGUAUCCCUCUGCAGGGCAGCAGCUGUUGGGGCCAUCGAAGCAAUGCGGGGAAGCCACUCUAUGAAGGUGAGUCUCCCCUUACAUGCUUGCAUUGCAAUGAAUUUUUGUAGCAGUUCCUUUUACUGGGUGGGAGGCCGCUGGCACUCCCGACCCCUUCUGAUCCCCUUGGGUGUCGUCGAAGCAGGGACUCAUGGGCCAGGACAACCCCCACCGGCCUGGCACGAUGCAGGAGCUAGCGAAGAUGGCUGCCGGCUCGGUGGCCCGGCCCCCCCACCCCACCCUAGAUAUUAUUUGUAAUACACAAGGAAUGAAUAAAAAUAUAUAUUAUUUAUUUAUUUUUAAGACUGCGUCAAAACUUGAAUUUCACUUGUUGUGGCAUUACAUAUACUAGACCAGGGGUAGGCAACCUACGGCACUAGUGCCAUGCACGGCACUCGAGGUGUCUUUGCACGGCACUUAGGGCUGCUAGAGCCAAACAGGCUCUGGCCUAUCCCAGGUAAACUUCAGAUAUCUGCUAAUGCAAAAAGGUGGUGAAGGGAAAUCCUUAAUUUAUGCAUUGCAGCGCGUAGAGGAAGUUAUCUCAGAUCACUUCAUUCCAGCACUUGUGAAUGGGAAUCCACACUGGAGUAGAGCAGCCAGCAACUGCUGUUGCAGCUCCUGUCCUUGAGCUGUACCUGGCCGUCCUGGUCACCACUGGAACCCAGGGAAGCCACCCACACUGCUAGAUAUACACAGAAAUGCACAAUAACCGUCCCCUCACACAAAUAAUAUGAACAGCCCACACACAAACACAGCACACAAUCCGCACAAACUUAACACCACUGACAUUCCACAUACAUGCACACAACCCCACAUGCAAUACCACAAACUACUCAUAAACAUAUACAAUAUAAUAGCUCAUAUACGCACAAAUACGAUACAAAGCAACUACAGUAUAUGUAACAAGCAGAAUACAGCAACAUACACACCUCAAUUUAAAAAAAAUAGGAUCGGCACGCUACAGGACAUCACAAUCCUAUUUCGGCAGUGCUGCUAAAAGGUUGCCUACCCCUGUACUAGACCAUCUUUCUUUUAUUUGCUGUAAAAACAUUGUUAGAUUUUCUGUAUUCAGAGGCAUGCAUAUAUCUAACCAGCUUAUGUUUAUUCUAAAAUCUCUCGAUUCUUUUCACAGAGGAGUUGGCUACCUACCUCCGCUAUGUUCGCCGUCUGGAUUUUUUUGAGAAGCCAGAUUACGAGUACCUGCGACGACUUUUCACUGACCUGCUGGAUCGACGUGGGCUCAUCUUUGACUACGAAUAUGAUUGGGUGGGAAAAACACUGGUGAGCAUGCUAGGGAAUUAUAGGCAUCCCUAAGUAAAUCUCUGGCUCUGAGAUUAUUGUUAGGUGUGCAGAUCCCGAGGGGGAAAAAAAAUGCUAAAAUACUUCUCUAAUUUGUCUUUAUUUCUAGCCCACUCCAAUUGGUUCAAUAUCAGGUGAAGCCACCUCUCAAAUGCAGAAUAAGACUCAGUUGCACCUCAAACACCAGGUAAAGCAAAGGUCGGGGGUUACUGGUUUGAUGUUAAGGUGGGAGGGAACCAGAGGGUGCUCACAUUUAAUAACUACCAUAUUCUUUGUGCGCUAGGGUUUAAAUUCUACGAAUGGUGAUCUCAAUAUAGAUGACCCAACAGCCGGACAUUCCAACGCUCCCAUCACCGCGCACACAGGGGUGGAGGUAGCAGAUGAUACCAAGUGAGUAUAAAUCUGUCCUUAGGGCAAAAUCUUUUUUUCAACCCCCAAUAUCUGUAUGGUAAACAGGUAUAUGGAACAGAAAUAUUAAAGGCACCUGCCUAUAUGCAGAGGUCUGAUCACUAAGCAGUUGUUGGGAACAUUUACAACCAACACGCAAAACUUUAAAAAAUAAAAAAGUUGCAGCACAUGCAGAUGUUAUAAAGAAUCUCAGAGAAAAUGAAAUUAAAUAUUAUUAGGCUUGCCCCUUUUUGUGCUAUCAUUAACCUUCAAUUAUGUCCAAACAUACAAGCUGAAAAGUGAAAUCUAUUUAUACUCAAAGUAUGUUAUGACAUAAAUCAUCUUUCCUGCCCCUGUGGCUGUUUUUUUAUUUUUUUUGUGAUAAACAUCUAUUUUUUUUUCUCAUACAUGUAAAAAGCUUGCAGUAGCACAUUUAAGGAGUACAGCUUUUUGUAGAAUGUUUCUAAAGAGAUUAGACGGUGAAGGGAUGUUGACCAAAUUAGCCAAGUUAGAAGAAUUCUCCAACACCACCAUUUUCCCUAUUUUGGUUGAAAUUUUAACCACUUUUUACUGUUUGGUGAGUAAACAUUUAAGUGUUGCUGGUCUGCGUUUAGUUUUAGUGACCUGUCCUGCAUACCGUAUAUGUUGCUUACAUAUUUCCAAACAUCAUAUAUUUUUGUUUUAUUUGCUUCUGCACUGCUUACAAUACAUGAAACUUUUUUCAUUUCCCCCUCACUUUUCAGAUGUUGUUGUUUCUUCAAAAGGCGGAAGAGGAAAAACAUUCAGCAAAAAUGACUUAAGUUUUCUGGACCUUCAAAUACUUCUUAUAGAGCAGCUGUACUUUAUUUUUGGAUUACAGAGACUUCUACCCAGGAAUACUCCACAUCACUUCUACUGUCAAAACAGAAAUGUUGCAAAUCUAACGGGUUGAGACAUUUUGAUUCCUUUUUUCUCUAUCCCACGUAAUUGCUAUUCUUAUUUUCUUGAAUCGUUGGGAUUCUGGAGUGGACAGGAAAACCAGGAUCCUGCUGAAGAAUAUAACAAACUAAAUCAUAUUCUGGGAGGAUUGUCCAGUUUAUCAGCAUCAUGUUUUUUUGUUUUCUGUAAAUGUAUUGGGGGUGUAAAUGGUUAGCACUCCAGUUUAUAACAACCUUACUACUCUUUAAAAAGAAACUGGAGUUGAGUUAUCGCAUAACAAUGAAGAUAGAUGGGAUGGCUGAGGCACAUUGAGGUUUUUUUUGUCCCAAUUUCCUUGAAUAUAGGACACAUAGAUGACAAAAUUCAAAGUUGCAUUUAUAUUUUUCUCACCUUGUUUCAUUGAACGCUCUGGGCACCAUAACAGCUUCAUCAAAAUGACAUUGUUAUAUUGCCAGUUGGUCCCUGGAGCUUCCUUACCCAUAUGUACAUUUUUUAUGAAUGGGGAGCUACAGAUUGGCAUGGAGUGUCAGCUAAACGCUCUUAACCAACUAGCGGCGUCCCUGCCCAGCUGUAUUGCAGAAUGAGGAUGUGGACAGUGAGGAACAGAGCUCGAGAGCAAACUUUGGAGUUAACCCCUAUGUGUAAGGAAUUACCAGGGACCUCCUGGCACCAUAACAACUUAAUUUCAAUGAAAUUGCUAUAGUGCUUGGAGUGUUCCUUUAAGAUCUAAAUGUGGCAUUGUCCUCUUAGUCCCUAUUACAGCCCAGCAGUAUUUUUUAGCAUACACCGUAUGGGCAUACAGAUCCACUUAGCACUGUUUUCACACAUCUUUGUAAUCGUGUAUUACAAUGCAGGGGGGGAGUCAAUAAAAUGUAUGAAUGUUGCAGGGAGAGGCAAAGCUGAUAGAGGUAAUAUCUUAUAUUGCAUCCCAUCCACUUACUUAUGUCAGUCUGUCGUGUGUACAUAAAAAAAAUCUUCACUUGCAUUGCAUUAACAUAUUGCAUAUUGAUAUGAGUUUCCUUGUAUGUGUCUUCAUUAACUUCGGCAAAGUGAAAAAAAACUUGCAGUGAAGCUUUGAUAUGUUGAUCAGUGGGCUGACUUUUUUUUUUUUAAGCAUUUUCUGUGUGCAUGUAUGCAUAUAUGUGUGUUUGAUUAUACAUAUAAAUCGUUUUAUUUUUAUAUUCAUACAUAUACUCGGUGACCAUUUGGUUUGGUGAACCUGCCUAAUAUUGGGUAAGAGACUCCUUGUUGCCACCAGUCACACAAAAAAAAAAAAAAAAAGUCUAAAUCUCUCCAAACAUAGGACUUGGUUUUAUAAUCUUUCCCGGUGAUUCAAUGCUAAAAAGAUCAACUUUCCAAGUGAUUUACCAAUGAAAUAACACUCCAGGCACUAGAACUUGGAAUUACGUUGCUAUGGUAUUAGGAAAUCCCUGGUGCCAGUUUACUGUUCAAGCUCUGUGGGGGGGGAAGAAGGGAGGGCUUACUGGUUGGUUUAUAUUGUCAGCUGACACUCAGUCAAUCAACAGCACACCUGGCUGAGGCCUCCUCUUUUAAGAUUCUCAACAGUGUGCCUUAUCCAUUUGAGAUCUGGGGUUUGUGCCAGCAAUGGCCAUUAGCUUGAAUCUCAAAGAUGUUCUUUGAGGCAGCUUGGUAAAAUGUGAGUGCUUUUGUAAUUUGGUGCAGUUAUUCUGCUGGAUAAGAAUACCAGGGGUGCCCAAAAGGUAGAUCCCCAAAUGUUGUAGAACGACAACUCCCAUGAUGCUUUGCAUGCCUUUAGAAUGACAAAGUGCCAUGAAGCUGUAGUUUUAAAACAUCUGGGGAUCUACCUUUUUGGCACCCCUGAAGUCCACACAUUGGGAAUGGAUUGUAGCUACAAAAAAAAAGAUGCUGCAAAGCUUAUUAUAUCCUGUGGAAUGCAAAUGAUGCUCAUACAAUAUUAAGGUGAACAAAUGUGUGUGUUUGUUUUUUUAUCAUACUUAGAUCACAUUACAAGCCUGUACAGUUGACACAAGAUAUGAUGGAUCCAUGCAGUUUAUUACAAAUUUUGUGGCUGGAGUAGUGGCAGUUGUCCGAUAAUUGUAGGCUACCUGUUACAGUUGACAGAUACAUAGACGACGAUCUGCUGAUGAUGUUCUACAAUGUGUAAAGUGGUUAUUUUAAUAUUGAUGGCCUUUCUGUCCACUUGGACUGUCUCAGUAAAGGGUUAUUCGUUGGCUGAAAGUGGCAGCUGACCGUUCGCAGCCAAUGAAUGCAAAUCUGUAAAAAAAAAAAAAAAAAAAUGCACAGAAUUGAUAUUGGCAGGCAGGCUGGCUGGCUGGAUGGCUAAUGAUGCCCCAAUGACGCUGCCGGAGGUAGGAUUAAAAUUCUGGCACAAAAGAGGUUAAACUCUGUAUGUGUAGUGUUUCAUUGUAGACUUCUGGUACCAUGACCACUUAAGAACACAAGGUGUUCUUACCCUCAGAAAUAAUGAUCAUGUAUUUUCACAAAAGAGAACAGGCAUACUAAAUAAAGUAGUUGCUGAGAUAAAGCGUGGGUUAGUAUAAUUAUAAAUGUUUUAUUCUACAUGGUUAAUUAACUAUGUCUGUUUAUACACACACACAAUUCUCUCACUCUUAAAAUGAAUUUAAAACAAAUAAAUAUAACAAACCAUAAACAGUAUUACCCAUUGUCACAAUGUUUCCAUAUUGGCAUUCUUGUAGCAAGACUAUCAUCCAUAUAGUUAGAAAGUAACAUAUAUUGAUGGAAUGAUGCAAUUGUGCAACUUCUGAACCAAAACAAAAUCUAGAAUGUGUGCUGUGUGUUUGUUCCACCGUAAUUUAAGGGAUUAUCUUUAACCAAUUACCCAUUACAGCGUAACAUGCCACCCUAAAAAAGGUGGGUGUACCAUGCAGUGAAUCACUGGUGUUGGUAAAUGUAAUCUGCCAGGGCUCUCCUGGCAGGUUACACUUACCAACACCGGCGAUCCCUGUUGGGGGAAACUGCCUGACAUCCCAAGCAGUCGCCCUGCAUCCAAUUGGGCAGGCUAGCCAGUCCCUGGGUUGUCAGACAGUCCCUCCAAGUGAAAAUAAUGGGGGAAAUAGUAAAAAAAAAAAUUUUUUAAAAUAGCACUAUACAUAUAUAUAAAAAUCCAAAUAGGUUAUGGUGGGGAAAAAUUGUGAUUGAAAACCCCUUCCACCUGAAGUCUGUGGAUAGUUAAUACAUUGUUAACCCCUGUUAAACAAAAAUCUGCACACCAGUCAAGCCAUAAGACUUGCUUUUCCCACAGAAAUCACAAAUCUGCAGUGAUAUUACAACCGCAAAGGAUUCUGGGUGGGCAUAUGCAAAUUAGUUUAAGAAUCACAUUUUUGCCUCAUUCCAUUUUAACCCCUUAAGGACAGAGCUUCAGAAGCUCAACAGCAUUUGUUUCAUUUUUUGCGGUUUGCGUUCAACUGCAAUUUGCAUUUUACUAAUUUAUUGCACCGACACACAUUAUAUAUCGUUUUUUAAAGGACAGAAAGGGCUUUAAUUUGAUGUAACACACACAUAUAUAUAUAUAUAAAUGCUUAUUUAUUAUAAAAAAAAUACAAAAAAAUGGAAAAAAAAUUUUAUUUAUUUUUUUACUGUUUUUUGCAUUCAUAAUGUGUGCAUAAUUAGUGCAGGUUAAGGAAAUUAAUAAAAAAUAAAUUCAUUUAGUUCUGAUUUACAGAAUAUAUAAUGUGUCUGGGAUUUUCAGGUUUUUUUGGUAGUUACAGGUCACAAAGCACAAGGAGUAAAAUAAACUUUUAAUGUGGAGCGAUUUUAGAAUUUGGUAUGUAAUUCUUGUAAGCUUAAUAGCCAUAAAAGAAAACAAAAUUGCCACACAAAAGUAUAUAUUUAUAUAAAGUAGACAUCACAUGCUAUUUACCUAGGGUUGUUUUGACACUUAAUACGUAGCCAUUUCACCGCCAACCUCUGCUAAAUAUUGGAGUAAAAUUGUGUUUUUUUUGGUUUUUGGCACACAAACUUAUAACAAAGAAAUUCUCAUGUAUAUUUUGUAAAGUUGGUGUGUGCUAUUCCUGUACAAAGUUUUAUUUAGUGUUCAGUUACAUCUGCUGAGUAAAAUGACACCCCAUUGUAUGUCUGGCACUAUUUCGUGAAGUUACAGUGCCAUAUAGGAGGCCUGUUCUUUUCAGUAUUCACAGUAGAAUUUUGAGAGACGGAUUUAAUGAGCCUAUGCUUCCAUUUGGGGUAUUAUAACAGUUUGACUGUUCAAAAAAGCCCACAAAGGCCUACCAUUUGUAAAAGUAGACACUCCAGGGUAUCUCAUAAGGUGCAUAUUGUGCCUUAACAUGCCCCCAAUUUUUCACCAAUAUAUGCUAAAGUAUGUGUUAAAAAAUAAUUUUGUGUGUUUUUUUACACAUGGAUUGCAUUUUUGCUGGGCAUUUUGUAUAUUUCACAUGUGCCACUAAGUUCAAACCCCCCAAAUUAUGCUCGGCUAAGCCUUCUGAGUAAAAAGACACCCCAAUGAAUGUCUUUGGCACUAUUUUGUGAAGCUACAGUGCCAUAUAGGAGACCAAGCCAUAUCAGAUUUUACCGAACUUUGAAUUUUGACGCUGGGCCUAUGUGCAAUUUCCAAGCAUCUUAGCAGGGUUUAAAUUCAAACUACCCCACAAAGGCCUACCAUUUCUUAAAGUAGACACUCAGCAAUAUCCCCAUAUGUACCUUUGCCAGGUAUAUGUGGACAUCGGAGGGGCACAUUUGGGACACAGCCAUUCCAGUUUUUUUUCAAACUUUACACUUUUACGCUGUGCCCAUGUCCUAUUAUAGAGUAUUUUACCAGACUAUAUAAUCCAAAUACCCCAUAAAGCCAUACCAUUUCUUAAAGAAGACAUCCCAAGGUAUUUCAAAAGGCAUAUUUUGAACCUUAGCGUGGGAUCAUUUUUCCGCUAGCUUGUACCAAGUGUAGUGGUAAUAAGUGUUUUUUCUGCCUUUUUGACACACAAAGUGAGUUUGCACAGUAUACUUUGUAAACCUUAUGUGUGCUACGACUGUAUAAUACUUCAUAUGCUGCUCAGCUAUGUCAUCUGAGUACAGCAAUACCCCCGUAUGUACCUUUGCCAGGGUGGAUGUGGAUGUUGAAGGGGGCAUUUGAGACGCAGUCAUUCAGGUUUUUUCUAACUUUGAAGUUUUACCAUGUUCCAAUUUGGAGUAGUUUAGACGGUUGGUUAUUGAAACUUCCCCACAAACACAAACUAUUUAUUAAAGAAUACACCCUGGGGUAAUUCAAAAGGCAUAUUUUUUUUUUUUUUUUAAAUUCUUUAUUUUUCUUGUGCAUAAGAAAACAUAACAGAUGGGCCUGUAGCGCCACGACAGCUAGUACAGGCAUUUCAAUAGCAAACAGUGUCAUAGCAGAGUAAUACAGCACAUUUUUAUAUUUAUGAAAGUAAACAGGCUAGGAAUACUUGAGCAGGACUAUAAUAGCGUAAUUAGUCUACGUAUGCAAGCUUGGAUAUUAGUAAUGGGAUUAGUUAAGUUUUACCGUAGUUUUCCUUAUACAAAAUGUCAUGUGUACAGUAGUAAUUACAGGUUGAAUAGUUAACCAUAAAACAUGCGUGGUAUAGGUACAGGUGCAUGAGGCCUAACGUUGCUGAGAUUGCUGAGUAACUAGCUGAGAAGCCAGACUGUCUCAUUGGGUUGUGCCUAUGCGACAGUUCAAUAGUUGCCCUCUAAAUAUACUUAGUUAAAGAUUUACGCCUAAUAUGAUUGGUCGUGGUAUUUAAGCAGGUCUCUUAUGAGAAUAGGUGCAAGAUUAUGUGUGAACAUGCUAUGUGUCAUAUGUUAGGCAGUGGUCUAAUGUACAGGUAGACCUGGAGCACAGAGGUAGCACAAAAUAAUUAAGGCAUAAACAAAUCAGAAAUAAACCAUGGACAGAAACAUUCGGAUGCCUUUGAUUGCAUUCACGUGAGGAAGUACUGUGAGGCUGGCAUUAGUGAGUGCGAGUCCCAUCCGUGACGGUUGCCGCUUGUGAUCAGGACUCCAAUGAUGGUGCGGCUGCAAGAAGCUUGUCAGCGCUUAGCCAAUGCCCGAAGUAGGAAAUCGAAAGUCUUGCACUUCGGGGGCUAGGGAGGCUGCAGCAUUCAGGCGGUUUAGUUGAGCAUCCCUCCCGCCCCAGGCCGGUUGGUAGGCCAGCAUCCUCUUGCCACGGACGUGUGGGCUCCUAGGGUCCCAGUCCUCCCCUGCAUAGGGUAGACGGGAGGUCGUGAUGGUAUUCCGCUGCCGGUUGCGGGCGAUCUUCCGUCUGCGUGGGUGAUGCCGUGGGGCUGUGCCCGUUUCGGCCCUCGGCCUAAGUGAUCUCUGACUAAUAGGCUUAUGUAUGUUUAAUGUGUAGGGGAUCAGAGGGGGCCAAAUCACCGCCCUACCGUGAACCUCCCUGUGUUGAAUUGCUGCUGCGGCUUGGUGGGCUUCCAGCUUAGCCCAGAAACAGUCGAAAAUGUCAUCCAGCUUCUUCUGCGUUAUUUGCGCGGGAGUUAGCAGUGCCGUCUCAGACUGCGUGAUGGCUGGUUCCCGCUGGAUAUUACAGGCCGCCAUUUUGUGAGCUUUGCUAGGUUGUAUUUUAGUGGGGCUGUUCCGUGCGUGAGGCUAGCCAGGUCGGAGCGGGAUGACCCCCGCCGGUCCAAAGGGGGGGGAAACAGGGCUGAGAGAAGAGCUUGGGGUUGCACAGCUGCACACCGAGCAGGGGAUCGGCCGCUUCCCCCGUCCGACGGCCGUACUAGGCGUCACUCCUCCGACCUCCGUCAGCCGUGUAGUGUACCCGCGGGCGACAGACCCGGGGUUCCUCUGCUGGCUCCAGAGGUAGGUAAGUCUCUUUUUGUGGCGUUAUGGCUGGCUGGCUGGCUAGAUUCAGGCUUAGUUGAGGCAUUGAGCUCGGAGCUCACACGGAGUGCGUCCAGCCGCCAUGAUGUCCAGGCCCCGCCCCCCAAAAGGCAUAUUUUGAACCUUAGCGUGGGAUCAUUUUUUCUCUAGUUUGUUCCAGGUGUAGUGGUAAUGAGCGUUUUUACAUUUAUUUUUUUACUUUUUGAAACUUUUUUUACUUUUAAAAACUAGUUUUUAAACUUGUUUUGCUUAUUAAUUUUUUUUAAACUUUCCUAAACUUUAUUAAAACUUUUUUUACAAAUGUAAAAUUUUUCUAAGCUUUUUUUUUUUGUUUUGUUUUGCUAGCAAAAUAUAUAAUUAUAAAAUAUUUAAAUUAUUUAAAUACAUUGAACCCCUGAGGGUUAAAAAGUAAAUAAAAGUUAAUCCUCAGGGGUUAAAAAAAAUUAGAUCACAGUAUAAUACUGUGAUCUUUAUUUUGAUCACUGUAGCAGUGAUCGACUGGCAGGGAAGGGGUUAAUUUUUAUUUGGACUCUGUAAAGGGAGGUGUUUUAUUUUAUUUUUUACUUAAACGUUAUUAAAACUUUUUUUUUAGUUUAAUUUUUAACUUUUUAAAGUUUAUUUUAAAACUUUUUUUAACGUUAACCCCUACUUAGCCUAACACCAAAUCCCCCAAUUCCCCACUAACUUCCACCCACCCCAGCUAGCUACACAUAUAAUUUUAAAAUAUUUAAAUUAAUUAAAUAAAGUUAACCCCUGAGGGUUAAAAAAAAGAAUUAACCCUCAGGGGUUAAAAAAAUCAGAUGACAGUAAAAUGUAAUCCCUGCCAAUUGAUCACUGUAGUCAGUGAUCAAUUGGCAGGGAAGGGGCUAAUUUUUAAUUAAAAUGAGUAAAGGGGGGUGGGAUUUUAAAUAAACUUUUUUUUUUGUUUUGUUUUUUUAACAGGGGGCAGGAUCAGCAAUGUUCCAGGUCCCUCCACUUCACACAGAACCAGGAAGUGCAGGGAGGCGGAAGGUGAGUAUAUGCAGCACAUGUGCUCCCUCUGACAUGCUGUCAGAGCGAGCACAUGUGCUGGGGCAGCACUAUCGGGUGCUCCCGGUCUGCCUCUAAUACAGAGAGGUUUUUAUUGUUAAUCUCUAUAUUGAUGGAAUGAAUCUGCAAAUGUGCUGUGAUGCCAUUGCUUACUGCGAUUCAGCCAAGUGCAUUAUGGGAGCACAGUAAGUUUCUGCGCUACCCACUUCAUUUUACAUUUAUUCUUUGUAUCCGUACUAAGAACCUGACCAAAAUUCUAGAUCCUUCUUUGUUUCUGCAGGCAGUAUUAAAACACCGGAAGAUUUACAGAGUGCAAGGGAAAUGGCACAGCCUACUUCAACAGUUUUUAGAAAAGAAAAAGAAUUCAGAAAAGGCUCAGUUUUCCCGUACUUUUUAAAUUAUAUAAUAGCAAAACUAUACAAGUGCUAAAAUAUUACUAGCACAGUAAACACAAUAUUAUAUUGCCUCUCCGGAAUAUUGUCACUUCACAUAUUUUUGUUUUGUCGAUCGUUCCAUUGUAUGGCUUAAAAGACAGAUUUCAGUGUAACCUGUUAUUUUAUUAUUAUUAUUAUUAUUGCCAUUUAUAUAGCGCCAACAUAUUUUGUAGCGCUUACAAUAUUUUGAGAGGGGGAUUUACCUAUAAAUAGGACAAUUACAAAAAACUUACGGGAACAAUAGGUUGAAGAGGACCCUGCUCAAUCGAGCUUACAUAAAACACAUUAGGACAGGAAUUUGCAGUCAAACAAGGUGGGCUGUAGGAGAGAGCAAGAGACUUUAGGAGAGAGCAAGAGACAGGUAUGUGAGGUAGAGGUUACUCUGGGAGGCCAUAAGCUUUCCUAAAGAGAUGGGUUUUAAGGCACUUCUUAAAAGAUGCAAGACUAGGGGAGAGUCUGAUGGCAGUAGGCAGGCUAUUCCAUAGGAAGGGAGCCGCCCGUGAGAAGUCCUGCAAGCGUGAGUUGGCCGUACGGGUGCGGACAAUGGACAGGAGGUGGUUAUGGGCAGAACGGAGAGACAGAGAAGGGACAUACCUAUGGAUCUGUGAAGAGAUAUAAGAGGGGCUAGAGUUGUUCAGUGCUUUAUAGGUGUGAAUUAGUACCUUGAAUUGACUCCUAUAGCAUACAGGAAGCCAAUCUAAGGGCUGGCAGAGGGGUGAGGUGUGAGAGAACCGACUAGAGAGGAAUAUCAGUCUGGCAGCAGCGUUCAUUAUGGACUGUAGCUGUGCAGUACGGCUUUUGGGAAGACCAAUCAGGAGAGGGUUACAAUAAUCCACGUGGGAAAUUACUAGAGCAUGGACAAGCUCCUUGGUAGCAUCUUGCGUAAGAAAGGGGCGGAUGCGAGCUAUGUUUUUAAGAUGGAAUCUACAGGACUUGGCAACAUGCUGGAUGUGAGGCCAGAAUAAAGUAUGACGCCAAGACAGCGCGCUUGCAAGGAUGGACUGAUGUGGGUACCACAAACCUGAAGGGAGAGCGAAAGAGGAGGAUCAGUAUUAGGAGGAGGAAAGACAAGGAGCUCAGUUUAAGAGAAAUUGAGUUUCAGGAAGCAGGAGGACAUCUAGUCAGAGAUGGAAGAAAGACAAGCAGUGACACGUUGCAGGAUGGCAGGGUAGAGGUCCGGGGAGGAGAGAUAUAACUGGGUGCCAUCAAUGUACAGGUGGUAGUGGAAUCCAAAAGAGGUAAUAAGUUUGCUAAGAGAGGCAGUAUUUGUUAUCUUUAUUUUCCUAUUUUCAGAGCAAAGCCGGAGGGAUGAUCUAGAAGCAUUGGGCCACAUGUUCAUGUAUUUUCUUCGUGGAAGUCUGCCAUGGCAAGGUCUUAAGGUAAAGAAACUUUGUAUCAGAACUUUCCUUUCUUCAACCUCAUGUCAUGUUACAAAAACAGAUCAUUUAGAACUUUGCUUUAACAUUUAAGUGGGUUCUGUUGUACGAGGAUCAAGAUGUAAACACCAUAGAAAAUCAACAAUUCCAAAAAAAUAGGAUGUCACGGUUAUUGGCAAAUUGGUCUUUUACUGGUGGUAGUAACUCAAAAUAUAGGAAAUAACAAGGAAGUAGAGUAGAAAGCACAAGUCCAAACGAAAGAGAUGAAAUAUGUCCUUAAAACAACUAAUGCAACAACUAAGCAAUAAAACGAGGUAUAUUAAAGUAAUGAUAAAAUCAUAACUUAGAAUUAUCUACUAACAAAGGUAUAAGGAAGAAUGGGUUUCCUAGGUUUUGUGAUGGGAUGGUUAAUCCACACCUUCUCCCUUCACUUGAGUUGUUGCAUUCUCCAAGGUUACUACUUGUGUUUAGAUUACCAUUUUGGUUUAUGUAUUCAUUUAUUCUUUAUUUAUUUUUUUCCCUUUGUUAAUAAGCAUAUUUCCUUUAGGCUAUUUUGUCAUGAAGAGAGUAUUAAUAAUUUUUCUAUCAGUCAAACUUCUUAACUUUUUCUACAACCAACUGUAUAUGCAAAUAUUGACUUUAUCUCCGCCUGACUUUUAGCUUCCUGUUUCAGGAUGUGGAAUAUGGUAUAGCAAACCUUCUCUCCGUGGCACAGUUAUUGUAAACAUUCAAGCAGUAAAACACAGGAUAUGCAUUUAGGAAAAACAUCUUACAUUCAGUUAUCGGUUAGGUUCAGUUCAGUGUGAAUGGAGAGACGUUUGCCAAUACUAUUGAUGAGGAAUUUUUUUUGUGUGGGAUUUAUUCACUAAAUAUCAAGUGUAGUCUGCAUGUAUAUCUCUAAAUAGUAAAAUACCUGAACACAAUUUCCAUGUGUGCUCUUCAACUAGAAAUCCAACUCUCUUCAUAGAAAAGAUGGCAACGCCUAAUCGAUUUUAUUGUUUUUUUCUAUCCCUUAGGCUGACACGUUGAAAGAAAGGUAUCAGAAAAUAGGUGACACAAAAAGAUCCACUCCUGUGGAGGUCCUUUGUGAUAAUUUUCCAGGUUGGAAUCUUUAUACCUAGAUAUUAUUUGUUUUAAAUCUGUUUUUAUUGAGGUCAACACAAUAAGCAGCUUUCCCACGCAGGGGAUAAAGCGUAAACAAUGCAUUUGUUAUGGAAAAACAUGAGUAGUUAUGUGUACAAGUUUAUCAUAGCAUGUUAUAGCCCUAUAAUGUGGUACACUUGAAAUAUGUUUUUUUUUUUUUUUCCCUGCAUCGGCUGAGUUCAAGAGGGGGCCUCAUAUGUCACUAUGCGGUCAAAUUGUGUCUAACUAAGCAUGUGGUAAAGCUUUCAGUAUAUGUAACCCUAUAUGUAAUUAAGUACACUUUGCCUUUCUAUAAUAAGUUUAAUAUGGGUCAGAAGAUAGAUAACUAACUACAGCAUCGUACCAGAUAGCCUUUGGGUACUAUAGGGCACCGAUGUCGUAUGUGCUUGCUAAAGCCACUUGUGACAUCCUAUAGACAAUUCCAAUAUAAGUUGUACUACAUGCCAUAUUUGCAUUUCGUUUGCAAGUAAGUUGAUUACUAUGGCUAACAUGCAGCCUAUGUCCGCUGAAGCCAUGUAGCGUGGAGAACAUAUUCUGGUUUGAGUUACGGUACACACAUUUACGUAAUCAACAUAUGCAUUAGGAACUGUAGGUAAUUAUGCAGCGAGUGGAUGAGGGCGACGUGUUACCUUGUGGAUUUAUAACCCGAGUGAUUAGGUACAGAGACUUAUCAUGUGAUGUGUUCAAAUAGCGUUUAGUCUAUUGUGACUCUAACUUGGAUAUUAGGAAUGCCUCUAAUAUAAGCAUUAAUAGUUAACGAACCUGUAAAGAAAUGUAGUGUUGCUAUAAGAAGGCAUUUGGAAGUGUUGUUUAACUAAACUAUCUAAGAGAAUUUAAAAAAAAAAAAAAAGGAGGAUUUUCAGAAUGCUUGCUGUCAUUCUGAGAAAGGUUAUGUAUGCAAUGAUUUACGCCCCUAGACUGUAGCUCGUAGGUACUGCAGCAUAAACAGCGUUUCCACGCCUAUUACAAUAUGUUAAGUAAGCAUCAUAAGGCUGUGAUAGGUCAUAGCCGUUUGUCUCUUAACUGCGUCUAAUGAAUUAUGGCAUAGGCCUGCAACAAAAAUGAAUGCAAAAGAAAUGAAAAUCAAUUGUAAGAACUAUAACAUGAGAGGCUAGUAGUAAUAUGCAAUGUAAGUGAAGGAAUGAAUAAACAGGCGAUUGCAAUUUCAAUGGAGAUAUUCAUCACAUAGCGUGCAAUCUGAUGUAGACAGUGGUUAGUUAUGCAAUGCAGGUAAUUGAAGGCAAACAAGGUUUUUAUAACCUAAACCUAGGUUGCAGAUGUGUCAUAGUGCAUUUGCUGCCAACAGUGAUGGGAAAAAGUGAGUCACUUUGUGGGGAGUAGGAACAUGCUGCGCUGUGUCGUUGCACAUAAUAGGUUUAGGAGAGCGGUGUCGAUUGCACCGUAAGUAAGCUACCUCCGUGGUUGCCCCCAUAGGGCUCCAAGCAUGCAUGUCCUCCAUCGGUCAUCCCUGGGGCUGACCCAUCCCACCGGUUUAGUGUUCUGUGGUGCCGUGGGCACUUAAAGUCCAAAUCUGUCCCCCGGACCUUCCACACCAAGAGUCCAGGUUCUGACCGUCUCCUGCACCUCCCCAGCACCACUUCAGCCUCUGUGAAGCACUUGGACCCUCAUGUCUCACCUGGCGCCGGCCACAUACUUAGGACUGGGGCACCUUCCUCACGGCCACCGGUACACCGGAAAGGUCUGUGCGUUCCCGUCCCACAGGACUCACUGCGGCAGGGACAAUCUCACCUGGGCCACCCCUGAAACCCAAGGGCAGAGACUGGUACUUCUCCAGGGGGCAGGCCACCCAGGGUAUCCCUCUGCAGGGCAGCAGCUGUUGGGGCCAUCGAAGCAAUGCGGGGAAGCCGCUCUAUGAAGGUGAGUCUCCCCUUACAUGCUUGCAUUGCAAUGAAUUUUUGUAGCAGUUCCUUUUACUGGGUGGGAGGCCGCUGGCACUCCCGACCCCUUCUGAUCCCCUUGGGUGUCGUCGAAGCAGGGACUCAUGGGCCAGGACAACCCCCACUGGCCCGGCACGAUGCAGGAGCUAGCGAAGAUGGCUGCCGCUCCGCUCGGCGGCCCGGCCCCGCCCCCCCAGAUAUUAUUUGUAAUACACAAGGAAUGAAUAAAAAUAUAUAUAAUUUAUUUAUUUUUAAGACUGCGUCAAAACUUGAAUUUCACUUGUUGUGGCAUUACAUAUACUAGACCAGGGGUAGGCAACCUACGGCACUAGUGCCAUGCAUGGCACUCGAGGUGUCUUUGCACAGCACUUAGGGCUGCUAGAGCCAAACAGGCUCUGGCCUAUCCCAGGUAAACUUCAGAUAUCUGCUAAUGCAAAAAGGUGGUGAAGGGAAAUCCUUAAUUCAUGCAUUGCAGCGCAUAGAGGAAGUUAUCUCAGAUCACUUCAUUCCAGCACUUGUGAAUGGGAAUCCACACUGGAGUAGAGCAGCCAGCAACUGCUGUUGCAGCUCCUGUCCUUGAGCUGUACCUGGCCGUCCUGGUCCCCACUGGAACCCAGGGAAGCCACCUACACUGCAGAAUAACCCUCCCCUCACACAAAUAAUACGAACAGCCCACACACAAACACAACACACAAUCCGCACAAACUUAACACCACUGACAUUCCACAUACAUGCACACAACCCCACAUGCAGCCUCUCACAUGCAAUACCACAAACUACUCAUAAACAUAUACAAUAUAAUAGCUCAUAUACGCACAAAUACGAUACAAAGCAACUACAGGAUAUGUAACAAGCAGAAUACAGCAACAUACACACCUCAAUUUAAAAAAAAAUAGGACCGGCACGCUACAGGACAUCACAAUCCUAUUUCGGCAGUGCUGCUAAAAGGUUGCCUACCCCUGUACUAGACCAUCUUUCUUUUAUUUGCUGUAAAAACAUUAUUAGAUUUUCUGUAUUCAGAGGCAUGCAUAUAUCUAACCAGCUUAUGUUUAUUCUAAAAUCUCUCGAUUCUUUUCACAGAGGAGUUGGCUACCUACCUCCGCUAUGUUCGCCGUCUGGAUUUUUUUGAGAAGCCAGAUUACGAGUACCUGCGACGACUUUUCACUGACCUGCUGGAUCGACGUGGGCUCAUCUUUGACUACGAAUAUGAUUGGGUGGGAAAAACACUGGUGAGCAUGCUAGGGAAUUAUAGGCAUCCCUAAGUAAAUCUCUGGCUCUGAGAUUAUUGUUAGGUGUGCAGAUCCCGAGGGGAAAAAAAAAUGCUAAAAUACUUCUCUAAUUUGUCUUUAUUUCCAGCCCACUCCAAUUGGUUCAAUAUCAGGUGAAGCCACCUCUCAAAUGCAGAAUAAGACUCAGUUGCACCUCAAACACCAGGUAAAGCAAAGGUCGGGGGUUACUGGUUUGAUGUUAAGGUGGGAGGGAACCAGAGGGUGCUCACAUUUAAUAACUACCAUAUUCUCUGUGCGCUAGGGUUUAAAUUCUACGAAUGGUGAUCUCAAUAUAGAUGACCCAACAGCCGGACAUUCCAACGCUCCCAUCACCGCGCACACAGGGGUGGAGGUAGCAGAUGAUACCAAGUGAGUAUAAAUCUGUCCUUAGGGCAAAAUCUUUUUUUAACCCCCAAUAUCUGUGUGGUAAACAGGUAUAUGGAACAGAAAUAUUAAAGGCACCUGCCUAUAUGCAGAGGUCUGAUCACUAAGCAGUUGUUGGGAACAUUUACAACCAACACGCAAAACUUUAAAAAAUAAAAAAGAUGCGGCACAUACAGAUGUUAUAAAGAAUCUCAGAGAAAAUGAAAUUAAAUAUUAUUAGGCUUGCCCCUUUUUGUGCUAUCGUUAACCUUCAAUUAUGUCCAAACAUACAAGCUGAAAAGUGAAAUCUAUUUAUACUCAAAGUAUGUUAUGACAUAAAUCAUCUUUCCUGCCCCUGUGGCUGUUUUUUUAUUUUUUUUGUGAUAAACAUCUAUUUUUUUUUCUCAUACAUGUAAAAAGCUUGCAGUAGCACAUUUAAGGAGUACAGCUUUUUGUAGAAUGUUUCUAAAGAGAUUAGACGGUGAAGGGAUGUUGACCAAAUUAGCCAAGUUAGAAGAAUUCUCCAACACCACCAUUUUCCCUAUUUUGGUUGAAAUUUUAACCACUUUUUACUGUUUGGUGAGUAAACAUUUAAGUGUUGCUGGUCUGCGUUUAGUUUUAGUGACCUGUCCUGCAUACCGUAUAUGUUGCUUACAUAUUUCCAAACAUCAUAUAUUUUUGUUUUAUUUGCUUCUGCACUGCUUACAAUACAUGAAACUUUUUUCAUUUCCCCCUCACUUUUCAGAUGUUGUUGUUUCUUCAAAAGGCGGAAGAGGAAAAACAUUCAGCAAAAAUGACUUAAGUUUUCUGGACCUUCAAAUACUUCUUAUAGAGCAGCUGUACUUUAUUUUUGGAUUACAGAGACUUCUACCCAGGAAUACUCCACAUCACUUCUACUGUCAAAACAGAAAUGUUGCAAAUCUAACGGGUUGAGACAUUUUGAUUCCUUUUUUCUCUAUCCCACGUAAUUGCUAUUCUUAUUUUCUUGAAUCGUUGGGAUUCUGGAGUGGACAGGAAAACCAGGAUCCUGCUGAAGAAUAUAACAAACUAAAUCAUAUUCUGGGAGGAUUGUCCAGUUUAUCAGCAUCAUGUUUUUUUGUUUUCUGUAAAUGUAUUGGGGGUGUAAAUGGUUAGCACUCCAGUUUAUAACAACCUUACUACUCUUUAAAAAGAAACUGGAGUUGAGUUAUCGCAUAACAAUGAAGAUAGAUGGGAUGGCUGAGGCACAUUGAGGUUUUUUUUGUCUCAAUUUCCUUGAAUAUAGGACACAUAGAUGACAAAAUUCAAAGUUGCAUUUAUAUUUUUCUCACCUUGUUUCAUUGAACGCUCUGGGCACCAUAACAGCUUCAUCAAAAUGACAUUGUUAUAUUGCCAGUUGGUCCCUGGAGCUUCCUUACCCAUAUGUACAUUUUUUAUGAAUGGGGUGCUACAGAUUGGCAUGGAGUGUCAGCUAAACGCUCUUAACCAACUAGCGGCGUCCCUGCCCAGCAGCACCCCAUCCAUGCUUCCUCUAGCUGUAUUGCAGAAUGAGGAUGUGGACAGUGAGGAACAGAGCUCGAGAGCAAACUUUGGAGUUAACCCCUAUGUGUAAGGAAUUACCAGGGACCUCCUGGCACCAUAACAACUUAAUUUCAAUGAAAUUGCUAUAGUGCUUGGAGUGUUCCUUUAAGAUCUAAAUGUGGCAUUGUCCUCUUAGUCCCUAUUACAGCCCAGCAGUAUUUUUUUAGCAUACACUGUAUGGGCAUACAGAUCCACUUAGCACUGUUUUCACACAUCUUUGUAAUCGUGUAUUACAAUGCAGGGGGGGAGUCAAUAAAAUGUAUGAAUGUUGCAGGGAGAGGCAAAGCUGAUAGAGGUAAUAUCUUAUAUUGCAUCCCAUCCACUUACUUAUGUCAGUCUGUCGUGUGUACAUAAAAAAAAUCUUCACUUGCAUUGCAUUAACAUAUUGCAUAUUGAUAUGAGUUUCCUUGUAUGUGUCUUCAUUAACUUCGGCAAAGUGAAAAAAAACUUGCAGUGAAGCUUUGAUAUGUUGAUCAGUGGGCUGACUUUUUUUUUUUUAAGCAUUUUCUGUGUGCAUGUAUGCAUAUAUGUGUGUUUGAUUAUACAUAUAAAUCGUUUUAUUUUUAUAUUCAUACAUAUACUCGGUGACCAUUUGGUUUGGUGAACCUGCCUAAUAUUGGGUAAGAGACUCCUUGUUGCCACCAGUCACACAAAAAAAAAAAAAAAAAGUCUAAAUCUCUCCAAACAUAGGACUUGGUUUUAUAAUCUUUCCCGGUGAUUCAAUGCUAAAAAGAUCAACUUUCCAAGUGAUUUACCAAUGAAAUAACACUCCAGGCACUAGAACUUGGAAUUACGUUGCUAUGGUAUUAGGAAAUCCCUGGUGCCAGUUUACUGUUCAAGCUCUGUGGGGGGGGAAGAAGGGAGGGCUUACUGGUUGGUUUAUAUUGUCAGCUGACACUCAGUCAAUCAACAGCACACCUGGCUGAGGCCUCCUCUUUUAAGAUUCUCAACAGUGUGCCUUAUCCAUUUGAGAUCUGGGGUUUGUGCCAGCAAUGGCCAUUAGCUUGAAUCUCAAAGAUGUUCUUUGAGGCAGCUUGGUAAAAUGUGAGUGCUUUUGUAAUUUGGUGCAGUUAUUCUGCUGGAUAAGAAUACCAGGGGUGCCCAAAAGGUAGAUCCCCAAAUGUUGUAGAACGACAACUCCCAUGAUGCUUUGCAUGCCUUUAGAAUGACAAAGUGCCAUGAAGCUGUAGUUUUAAAACAUCUGGGGAUCUACCUUUUUGGCACCCCUGAAGUCCACACAUUGGGAAUGGAUUGUAGCUAUAAAAAAAAAAGAUGCUGCAAAGCUUAUUAUAUCCUGUGGAAUGCAAAUGAUGCUCAUACAAUAUUAAGGUGAACAAAUGUGUGUGUUUGUUUUUUUAUCAUACUUAGAUCACAUUACAAGCCUGUACAGUUGACACAAGAUAUGAUGGAUCCAUGCAGUUUAUUACAAAUUUUGUGGCUGGAGUAGUGGCAGUUGUCCGAUAAUUGUAGGCUACCUGUUACAGUUGACAGAUACAUAGACGACGAUCUGCUGAUGAUGUUCUACAAUGUGUAAAGUGGUUAUUUUAAUAUUGAUGGCCUUUCUGUCCACUUGGACUGUCUCAGUAAAGGGUUAUUCGUUGGCUGAAAGUGGCAGCUGACCGUUCGCAGCCAAUGAAUGCAAAUCUGUAAAAAAAAAAAAAAAAAUGCACAGAAUUGAUAUUGGCAGGCAGGCUGGCUGGCUGGAUGGCUGGAUGGCUAAUGAUGCCCCAAUGACGCUGCCGGAGGUAGGAUUAAAAUUCUGGCACAAAAGAGGUUAAACUCUGUAUGUGUAGUGUUUCAUUGUAGACUUCUGGUACCAUGACCACUUAAGAACACAAGGUGUUCUUACCCUCAGAAAUAAUGAUCAUGUAUUUUCACAAAAGAGAACAGGCAUACUAAAUAAAGUAGUUGCUGAGAUAAAGCGUGGGUUAGUAUAAUUAUAAAUGUUUUAUUCUACAUGGUUAAUUAACUAUGUCUGUUUAUACACACACACAAUUCUCUCACUCUUAAAAUGAAUUUAAAACAAAUAAAUAUAACAAACCAUAAACAGUAUUACCCAUUGUCACAAUGUUUCCAUAUUGGCAUUCUUGUAGCAAGAUUAUCAUCCAUAUAGUUAGAAAGUAACAUAUAUUGAUGGAAUGAUGCAAUUGUGCAACUUCUGAACCAAAACAAAAUCUAGAAUGUGUGCUGUGUGUUUGUUCCACCGUAAUUUAAGGGAUUAUCUUUAACCAAUUACCCAUUACAGCGUAACAUGCCACCCUAAAAAAGGUGGGUGUACCAUGCAG
Messenger RNA from Pelobates cultripes (western spadefoot toad), 48063 nucleotides. The record is from the annotation of a GenBank genome assembly. Lineage: Eukaryota; Metazoa; Chordata; Amphibia; Anura; Pelobatidae.